Messenger RNA from Caenorhabditis auriculariae, 45447 nucleotides. The record is from the annotation of a GenBank genome assembly. NCBI's taxonomy places the organism in Eukaryota, Metazoa, Nematoda, Chromadorea, Rhabditida, Rhabditidae.
AUGGGGAGGCUGAUACGGUAUUUGGUGAGUUUUAUUUUUUUUUUCUCGAAAACUUAUUUUUCUCCCAGGUUACCGCGGUUUUCCUUGGUGCGGCCCUUCCUCGAGGAUUGGGUAAUUUCUGAAAAAGUGAAGCUUUUCUCAAGAAUUGAUAACUUCAGAUGGACUCACUUGUGAUAUGUUAGACUGCCCCACGGGCUUCAGUUGUGUGAUGGUCAAUGGAAAUCCCGAAUGCCAUGAAGGUGGGAAAUCGGAGGAAAAUCAGGAGAAAUAAUAAUUUUUUUCUUCAGGAGGAACUCCCGCGCCAGUCAACCCAUCGGGUUUGUCAAGCAAUUCCCUUAACAUUGAUUUUUUCAAAUUCGAUUUUUCUAAGAACAGCCUUCUGUACUAUGUUUCUGAAGAGUUCAUUUCAAAACCAAUCUCCAAAAAAAAAAAUAGGAACGAUAGAAAUUCAGCUAUUCACAAACCUAGAAAACUUUCUUAGAAAAAUAUUUAUAAAUAUUAUUUUUUUAGAAGGAACGCCACCUCGAGCAGUGGACCCAACAGGUUUGUUGAAAAAAAUCCUUUUUAAAAAAAUCCAAAAAUUUAGCCUGUAGCAAUCUCGUUCCGCUUUAAGCUUCAGAGUUGUUCUUGUCAAUUUUUGAGAGCUUCUGAAUUUUAUUUCAAAUCGAUUAAAGCCGGAAAGAAAAUUUGAAAAUACACGACUCCAUCCAGAAAGUUUAAUUGAAACUUUUUCAUGACUUAAAAAUACAAGAAUAUUCAAGAAAAAGGAGGUAAAUGUGAAGAAGAAUGAAAUCUUCCUUUCAGAAUCAACUCCAGUCCUAGUCACGGACCCGCCACCUACAAUUCCGCCAGGUUUGUCCAAGAGUUUCAUUGGACUUGGUUUUGAAACGUUCAUGAUUUUCCAGAAUGGAUUCGUAGGUUCAGUAGGAUAAACUUGCUUCACCUUAAUAUUUCAGAGUUUUUGGACGAGUUUUGAAAUUUUAGAGCUUCAUAUCAAACCAGAGAGAAAUGAACUAACCAGUAAGAAGGUUGCAAAAAUUCCAGAUUUCGAGUUAAAGCUAAACUUUUCUUGUUAUCUUUUUUUAAUGGAGAAUAAAAAUUGAGCUCAUUCUUACCAGUUAGAAAAGAAAAGAGAGAGUAGGAGAAAAGUUAGAAGUCUAUUUUUUUAAGCGGGUAAACUAAAAAAAGGCUUUGAUUUCCUUUCUGUUGGAACAAAAAUUUGAAAAAAACUGUGAAAUGCUUACAAAUUCAUUCAAUUCAAAGUUUUAUUAAAUACUAGCGAAUGAAUUGAUUUAAUAACUUCAAAAAAAUAGAUUGAAGAUAUGAUUUUUUUCACUUUAAUGCAGAAUAAAGCGAAAGCGCCACUUUAAAAUGAAGGCUAUUAUAAAAAUAAAGAUUGGAAAUUAUAGGUAGCGAGCAGGAAAAGUGCGCGACGAUCAAAUGCGAAGAAGAGUUCCACUGUGUGGUGGACACGCAAGGCAGCCCACAUUGUGCGAGAAGUGAGUGAAAAAGAGAAAAAUGACCAAAACUCAACACUGACUGAUUUCAGUAAGAAAGAUCAGCAACGAAACGAACACGGUGUUGACCUGCGAGAACACCCGAUGCGUCCGUGGAACUUGCGCCGUCAUGCAGUCUUGCGACCAGUCCGGCUGUAUCGUUGCGCCGCGGUGUUUGGGCAGAAAUCGUGGGUUUUUAUCAUAAUAGAGAUGUGUCUUGAUAGUUGGAUUUUGAAAGACUACUGAAAAAAAAGGAUACUGAAAUAAUGAAAAAUUACGAUGAUUUUUGCUUGUACCUUUAAAUUGAUUUAAGGACAGUCAGAGAGUGAGCAAGAUAACAAGAUUUUUUUGGAGGGUCAGAGAUCCCUGAAAUGACUGAAACUGUAAAGUUCAUUUAUUUAUUUAUUUAUUUCACUCAAACACGAAAAUACAGAGUAUUAGAAAAAGUUAAAACCGUAUUUUUCUAAAAGGUGACUUUCAAGAUAUUCCCAGCCAUUCUUCUUUCAGAACAAAAAAAAAUUUUAAAAUUUUUGCUUCAGAGAAUCAUUUCUGGAGCGACCUUAACCUUGAAAAAUUUAAAAACCGAUUUUUCAAAAAGAUUUAUUUUCAAUUUAUACUUAGCCAAAGACUGUCAAAGCUUUUUUUAUGUUUAUUCAAUAUAAUUCUCAUAGCUUUCUUUAAAAAAAUUAAUCCGACUUGAAAAAAUCUCAGGAUCCAUCAUGCUUGCUUAACGUAAUGGGUAGAGUUCAGACUUGGAAAAGUGGAAAAAAAAAAUGACUCGAAAUUUUCAUUUUACGACAAAGUUUAGGCAUUCCGCUACUGAAUAAAACUAUAAAUCAAAACUAAGAAAUCGAUAUUAUGAACAUUUUUUUAAACUGAUAAGUGUGCGAUUAAAACAAGACAUACCAAAAUAAACUUACCCGAUGUAAAAUAUCAACAGAAAAGAAGAUGAAGCACUGAAUUUCAAACCUUGAAAGAUUCAUUUUCUAUUUAAUUAGAUCUUUCGCUCAUUUUUCUUGAAUCAAGUUUCAUAAGCUCAAUACUUUUUAGCUUGUGCGAACACGGUCUGUCCACCCGGCAGCGAAUGUCGACUCAUGGAGCCGCUUUGCUCGACUCAGCCAUGGUUAUUUCUAUUCCUUUCCCCCUGAAAAUAGCCCGUUUUGAACAUUUAGCGUGACCUACACCCAGUGUUACAAGCCAACCGUCGAGCCGCCACAGUGCAAGGCUAACGAAGUAAAAAAAAGCAAAGGAACAACCAAAAAAUGAUCGAAUUUGAAGGUUGCCACGCCCUGCUACAACCCCUGUCUCGACAGAUUCUGCUCUCGCCAGAACCUUGUGAGUUUCCAUGGGAUAAUACUCGUAAAGGGAUUUGAUUGAAAAAUAAUCCUGAAAAGCUUGAAAUCUUUUUUGAAAACCCCUUCGAUAGUUCCAUCCAGAAAAAAAGCUUGAAAAUGAUAAAUUCACGUCAAGUUUUGCUUCUUCAUUUUUCACAUGACUAUGUACGAAUUCGAAAAAACUCAUACAUGAGCUCAAAUUUAUAAGUUUAGUUCAAUUUCUCUACUUACGGCCGAAAAUCAAACCCAAAAGCUCAAAAAUGUUUUCCCAGCAAUUUUAAGAAGCUUUGAUUAAAAAAAAACCCCGGAAAGUGUAUUCGAGGCUGAAAAAGUCCAAGAGAACGCGCUCCACGGAGAAAGUCGUUUUAUGACUGUUUUGCACGGUUUUCAAAGCUUUAAAUCAAGAGAAAUAUAGAUAAUUCGCGAGAACCUAUCUGUGUAGCGCAACUCGAGAUUUGAAUUAAAGUUUGAAGUUUACAAAGAAACUGUAGUUCAUAAAAAGUUAAAAUGUAGAAGAUAUGAUAGAAAAAUCAAAAAUAACCGAAAUUGAAGACCUGCGCCACUGAGUGCUCAGCUGGAUGCGAAUGCGCCGAAGGGUACUUCCGAAAUGCCGAGAGCGUCUGCGUCAAACAGGCCGACUGUCCUACAAGUAUCCCCCGAACUUUUUCCGAUUUCGCGAACCCCAAAAUUUGAGCGAAACCAAUCGAUUGCGACGCCAUCGAGUGCCCGAAAGGCUUCAAGUGCAAACCGACCGAAGACGGACCUCCAAUCUGUAUCAAAGGUCAGAAAGUUCUGAAAACGAAAUGAGAAAAAAAAAAUAGGAUGAUAAGAAAAUAACCUGCAUAACUCAUAUCUACGAGAAGCUAACCUGUCUGCGCUCUCUUAUUACUCCUCGCCUUUCUUUGGUCACUCAGGCGAGAGAAAAGAGAGCGCAGACAUGUCAAACGGUCUUAACAAAACAUAAAGUUUCGAAAUUGGGCUUCAACAUUCUAGGAAAAAAUAUUCUUUUUUCAAUAAUUCAUAUAGUCUGUUCACUUUUUGAAUGUCAAGUAGAAUGACGUCAUUCGAAAACGCUUUCUGGAUGGUUCGCUCUCUGAUUGGUUCAUCGCGUCAUUAUGGGCGGAGCUUGAGCGACGACUUGACAUUCAAAAUCUGAACAGACUAUACUUCUUUCGAUCCUUGUUCAUUGCAAAUCUCAAAGAAGCUAUAAUUUUUCGAAAUAGGUCUUCAAAUGAUUAGACAUAGUGCACAACUUUCUGCCCAUAAAUGAGUAUACAAAAUGAAUUUUUCCUUCGAUACAGAAGGAAACGGUAACCUGACCUGCGCCAACACUCUCUGUCCCGAGCCGAAAAUUUGCGUCGAUGCUCAGCUUUGCCGCGGCAAAAAAUGCUUCUUCGAACCCGUCUGUGUCGACAAAAAUCGUUUGGAAACUCUCAAAACUUUAAAAAAAACGUGUUUCAGCUUGUGACGGAGUUGAAUGUACCAAGGGAAGUGUCUGUCGACCAGUUCAGACCCAUUGUCGCCGCAGACCUUGGUGAGAUAUCGAAAAAAGCUCAAAUAUUAGGUUUUCCUCUUCAGCCCGAUCGUUCCUCAGUGCUACACUCCCAACCAGGACAGAUGUGGAGAGAAUGAGGUAUGCAAAGAAAAUCCUAAAAUUAUUCAAUCCAGGAAGAAUGAGAUUAAAAAACAUCUUUUUUUUCAAUUUUACUGAGUCCGAGAUCUUUUUUCCGAUACAUGGCUGUCGAGUGCUUCCAAAAAAUAUUUUCAAGGAACUCUGGGAAAAACUGAGACCUGGUUUCAGAGACCAUUUCACACCUAAAAGUUCACCGAUUUGACUUUUUCAAAUCAAAACGUUAUUUUUAUCUUUCAAGGUCCACUCCAAAUGCUUCACCGACUGCACCGAGCCCCGAUGCUUCGAAUCAAACACUGUAAAAAUCACCAGAAUACAAAUUUGUACUCAACAAAAUAUUCAGCCGUGCCCCGGCGUGUGCAAGAGUGGCUGCACCUGCAAGAAAAACUUUGUUCGUAACGCAGAAGGAAAAUGUGUGGCGAAGAACAAGUGCGGUGAGUACUGCUGGAAAAAAAAAUCCAAUUUUCUUCUAACAUGAGCAAUAAAUUGCUAGCUUGAGGAUUUUUUUCCAUAUUCAAAAAUCGCCUCAAAAAAUUCACAUCACAAAUAAAUAUCGAAAUAUUUCCCUUAAGUGAACCCUUGCCGCCCUGGAGUCUGCCCACCUGACACAGGCUGCAUCGUCAACAGCGAAGGAAAGCCCGUAUGCGUUACAAGUGAGUUGAAACGUGAACUUAAUGUAGAUUGAUGAAAAAUUGUUUCAGCGGGUUGCAAUGACAUUCAGUGCCCACCUGGAAGUCGCUGUGAAAUCAGAGGAGGCCCAGUCUGCAUUCCUACAGGUGAGAGCCAAUUCAGAAAAUGGAAUAAAUUCCCAUUUUUUGGCCAAAAAAUUCAUUAUGAUCUUUGAAAAAAUCGGGAGAGUUUUUUUUUUGCUCAGUAUAUGAACUACAAACGAAGAUAAGUCAAAAAUCGAGAAAUUUUAAAAAAGUUGUAAAAAGUUCGAAAUUUCAUUCUAGCGAAAAUUGUCCAUGGAACGCAUUUUCACCAAAAUCUCUUUUAGCUGGGAGUCCCGAAUGAAAAUCUUAAUAAAUUGAACUUUUCCAGCUGUUUCUCGAAGAACUAUCCGUUCUUCAACUAAAAAUUGAGAAGCAGGGUUUCAAAUAAAUUUUACACUCUUGAAUCAAAGUCCAUCAAAAUUUUUUCUCGUUAAAUCCACUUAUAUCCCACUAAGAAGUCUCUUUUGAAAACUAUAAGUGAAUUUCAGGAAACGGCACUGGCAACGGAACCGAUCCAUGUGAAAACUGCGAAGCCCCCUCGACCUGCGUCACCGUGGAAUACUGCAGAAAGAAGUGCACCUGGACCAAGACCUGCCUCAAUGAAAACCGUGAGUUUUGCGGAGAUUGACACAAAUCGCAAGCUUGAUGGCGCAAACUUGGUGCAUUUUUUUUAAAAUUAUAUUUUCUCGCUUGUUUUCAAUUGUAAAAUUCCAAUUUCACUUAGCAUUUCAGAUUAAAAAAAAGCACUGCGACCGCAUUUUCAUUCGAAUAUCUAUAGAGUGAAGAAAUUCAGUACAUUUUUUUGUUGAUGGAACGAAAAAAAUGAAAUUGAACUUACAGAGAAUAUGAAUUUACAAUGUUAUUUCAUUAUUAUUUUUUUGCUAGCUCUCAGAUUUUUUUAGAAAAAUAUUUUUUUUAGGAUUUUCGCGUGAAAUAAAUUGUUUUGGUCGUUUUGUCACCGUGUCUGCGUAUUUUGCGCCUAGAGAGAACUCGAAAAAUUUUCUGAAAUUUUUUUACGUUUUUCAAACUUCAAAACUACGUUACGCGUUUGGUACAAAGUUCUCAUAGACGAUUCGCAGUCUUUAAAAUUCAAAAGAAUUUUCGAAGCUUGCCAGGGAAUUAUGUUGUUUCUUGUGCAAACACCGCGUCUUGAUUUUAUUAUUUUCUCGCCUUAUUUCAGCUUGCGCUACUCUUCAAUGCCCACCAGAAGAUCAAUGCAAACUCGUCGUCACCCACUGCUCACCAAAAUCUUGGUGAGUUCUAAUGUCUUCAUAUUUUUCUGUGAAGUCAAGAAUCAAAUGAUAAAUCAUUCUUUUUCAGCUUGGCUGUCGCCCAGUGCGGAAACGGAACCGGCCACCAAACUUGCGGUGACAAUGAAGUAAGAAAAAAUUCAGAAAAACAGAAAAUUAGCUUCAAAUUUCAGGCUUUCUCCCAAUGUGCCAACCCUUGCUUGGAGCCGAAAUGCAAUCAGCCUGCUGAGGUUGAAAAAAUUGGAGAUUUUCGAAGGAUUUGAUGAAUAUUUAGGCUUGCCCAUUGGGUUGCAAGCCUGGAUGCAAGUGUGUCGAAGGAUUCUACAGAAAUGAACAGAACAAGUGUGUCCGACAGUCGGAUUGCCCAACGGGUGAGUUUGAGAAGUUUAAGAAGAGAAAAUUCAAAAAAAAAAGAAAUUUAUCAAAGCUAGAUUGCCCCCGCUAACUAAUUAGCAUUAGAAAACCGCAAAAACCACAUUUAUUUUGUUUCGAUUUUCAUAAAAAAGAAAGGAAAAGUUUUGCUUCUUUCCAUAGUUUGAAAAACGACUUAAAGUGUGCUCUACCGAGAAAAUAGAGCGGAAACAUUUUUUCUUCGAUAAUUUCCUAAAAAGUACUAAUCUAGAAUAGAAAAGGUUUCCAGAAACUCAGGAAGCCCCCAGAAAAAAUUUAUCUUUCCUUAAUUUUUGUCCUGCGCCUUAAAAAAUUCAAAAAUGCUUCGAGCUCCAUAUAAAAUUAUGUAUCCACGGCUAGCUUGGGAGGCAAAGAUGCGUGACCUGUCUGCGCUCUCCACCAACCAGACACUGUCUCUUGUCGUGUCAGGACCUUUUUUCGAUACCUCAAGCCAGCCGUGACAGAAAAUACCAACACAACCCCUCUUUCUUCAGUCCCACCAUUGACCUGCGCUAAUGUCCUUUGCCCCAAGGGCUUCAAAUGCGAAGAGACGGCCGACGGUCCGCGUUGCACCAGUAAGAAUCCCAAGAAAAAUGGAAAAUGCUCAAAAAUAACUUCUAAAGAGGCGCCGCCAACUGGAAACCCGACGUGCGCCAACAUCGACUGCCCAAAAGGAUACAAGUGCAAGAUGGUCGGAGCCUGUUUCCACGACGGCUGCCGCAAAAUCCCGACCUGUGUCAAAGGAUACGAUCGUGAGAAUCCGACGGAAGGAGAUCUUUAAAAUGCGGCCUUUCAGCGUGCAGCAAGGUCCACUGUCGCAAGGGAAGCGUCUGCACUCUCGUCCGAACUCAGUGCUACAGAACUCCAUGGUGAGUUUAAGAAAGGAUAGAGAAGGGCUUGAGGGAAUGGAAAAACGGAAGAAGAGUCACGUUUUUGUAUAAGGGUUGAUUAGGCUUAGGUGAACUUUAUAAAAACUGAGGUAGACUUCAUGAAAGCUGAUACUCUACAGAACGGAUAAAACAACUCGAAAUUGUUUAAAUUCCAAGAAACGAGUCUGUUAUCUUCCCAAAUAUCACCGAAACUAGAAAUUGAAUUUUUGAGCUUCUCCUAAUUUUUAUUAGCUUAAAAAUUGAAAAAUUAGGCUUCGUACUGUGGUAAGCCACAAAAAAUAGUGUCCAAAUCAGGGGUUUUCGGGGCCAGAAAAGUAGAAUGUUCUCAAGAAAAAAAAACAAAAGCUCACAAUAAAGACCCUUGAACUUUCCGAAUUCUAGCCCAAUCGUCGCUCAAUGUAUCGUUCAACCUGGAGGACCAUCUUCAUGCCCCAAGAAUGAGGUGAAAAAGGAGAAAUUAGAAAUUUUUGAAAAAAUAAAUCGGUUCAGAUUCUCUCGGACUGCUUCAGUAGAUGCUCUGAACGCAGAUGCAGACCUCUCAGCGGGGUAAAAAUUGAUUUUUCGCUUGAAAUACCUGAAAAGAAUUUAGUGCACCUAUAAUUUCUUGAACUUAACAUAUGACCUUAAAGUUAAGGUUUCCCUUAAUCAGUGGACUUUUGAAAAAAUACAUAUAUUUUUUACUCGACCAAUCUGUUCACUGAAAAAAGGUAAUUAUUGAUUUUCCAGGUGUGCCCAUUGGCCUGCCGAAAGGGAUGCACUUGCGCUCCAGGCUUCUUCCGUAACAAUCAGGGAACUUGCGUCCGCAAAAACCAAUGUGAAGGCGGUCCCGGCGGUAAGAUUUCCGUGGAAAGUGCGCUCCAACGAAUUAGGCCUCUUAUUGGCUGGUAUAGCCCUUUUUGGAGUAGUUUGAGGAGGCGAGUCUGAGAGUUGGGAGCGAAAUUUUCAGUUUUAUCCAGAAUUUCAUAUUAUUUUAUAUUCAGAGAGAAAACUUUAACAAAAAUAACACGAAAAGGUGUUAAUGAAAGAUACAGUUUGAAAAAAAAAUCAGCCAUCUUGGAGAUUUUGGCUCUACGGGUUUUUUGUUCUUAAAGGUCCUUAUGAAGCUUCAAAAUAAACUGCUAGGGCAAAAAGUAGAUUUAAAAGGGUCUCAAAUACAUUAGUGAUUUUAAUACGAGAAUUUUCAAUCCAAAACGAAAUAUGAGAAGAAAGUUAUAUUCUUCAGGUGUUUCUUGCAAGACCGUGAAAUGCCAGGCCGGCUACAUCUGCAGAGAGUUCCCGAACGGCCCACGAUGCGUCAAAGGUACUGUAUAUCCGAAACUAGAACGGAAUAAAGUUUCCAUUAUGAAACAGUUUUUAAUCACUUUCAAUUCGAAAGUUGUUUUUUUAGACUUCUCUCAAGACGAGGUUCUGAAAGAAGCUUUGAAGAAAUCCAACUUAAAAAAAUAAAUGUAUAUCCUCAUCGAUUUUUCUUGAGACCCUAUUGAAAAAUGAUUAAUUGAGGAAAUUCAGAGAAUCCUUGCCGCGGAAACCCAUGCGGAGCUGGUAAGAAAUGCAUUGUCGACACGGACAACGGCGGCUACACCUGUCAACCAGGUUAAUUAUUCGGAAAAUUAUUCAUUUUUGAAAAUUUUCGGAGAGCUAACGGAAGCUUGUUUAUGUGAAUCGAUCAUAUAGGAUAAUUCCAAAAAAAAAUAUUACUUCGAGACUUUUUUUGAUUAGCUAAAGCAUUCCUAAUGGGGUGACUUUCUGAAUUUUCCAAAAAAAAGUAAGUGCGCGCUACGGAUAAAAUGACGUCAUUUUACGUCAAAAGUACUCGGACAUUGGUAACGCGGAACGGACGUGCUCCGGUCGUUUCUGGGCGAUUCUAGGGAUCCCUUAAGAGUUCUGAGGCUACUAAAGUGGUCACUAGAAAUGCCCCGACACGUCCGAUUCGCGUCCCGCUCGCGUUACCAAGGUCUGAGUAGUGCGAUGAGUUUCUGAAUAUACAAAAAAGAUUAAGUGCGCGCUACGGAUAAAAUGACGUCAUUUUACGUCACAAAUUAGACUGAGUAUUCAACAUUAAUAACUUGUUUGUUCGAUCGCCUUUGACUACUUGAGAUUUGAAUUUUCGCGCAAAAUUUUUUGAAAUUUCUCUACCCCGUUUGGGAACGCCGUGUAAGAUAGUUUUUUGAAACAAUUUCCUAAAAAACUUAAAAUUUAGAAAAGAAGUACUUUGAAAAAAAAUCAUUGAGGACCGGUAUUUUUUCGAUAUCAAAGAGGAACUAAUAAACUUGGAAUUUCCAGUCGAUCCUUGCGCCUCCAGCCCUUGCCCACCUGGUCAAAGAUGCGAAGUUUCGUCCGAUGGAUCUGUCAAGUGUAUUCAAGGUGAGUUUGAAUGAACAAUAUCCUUUCCCUCGAAAAAAAGACACAAUUUUGCUCUGAAUUUUCUUCUUUUUCAGUUAUAAUUUGAAUGAUUCACGAGCAAUUUUCUCUAAUUUCAUGUUGGCCAUUGAAGAUAUUCCUUGAAAAUGAAAGAAAAUAUGUUUCUGGAAAUAUUGAUACUUUUCCCAGAAGUCACUUGCGCCUUGGUCGACUGCGGCCCGGGACAAGAAUGCCAGGAAACUGACCAAGGACCAGUUUGUGUUUCAGGUAAAAAUAUAAGAAGGGUUUCGAAGAAAAGAGAAUGUUUUUUUGGUGCAUUUUUGUCGAAUCGGUAUCAAGUUGAAACUUUUGAAGUUUUUUUGUUGAUACAUUUUGUUUAAAAAAACAACAAAUCAUAUAAAAAAAUCGUAUUUUUUUAAAAAUCCAAAUAUUGACUUCCGGACAUGUCUGUUGAGAAUCUGGAGCUCCAGUUUUGAAAUACGUAGAAAAAAUAAUAAGAAUCUGAUUUCUUAACGUUGGAGUUGAACAAGGCAUGAUGGAAAAGUCAAAAAAAAAGUGAAUUUUUGUAAUUUUAAUGACCAGCAUUUUUGGAAAAUGAGUAGUUAUACCAUGAAGAAAUAAAUACUUCAAAACCGUUAACAGCUUUAAAAAAAGCCCAAACAUCUUUUCAAAAUUUGUACACUAAAAAAAGGCUUUUGACCGACUUUUCCAGCAUGAACACUUUUAUACAAUAAAAAAGAUGACUAAAAAUGUUUUUUUCAGAAAACAACGGAUGCAAGAAAUGCAAAGGAAAGCAGUGCACGGAGGUCGAAAUGUGCUUCGGUAAAAAAUGCGUCUUCGUCAAGACUUGCCUCACUCACAACCGUACGAGGAGUUCAGAAGUAUUCGAGAAAAUGAUCGAUUUCAGCUUGCAAACACGCGAAAUGCGGCCCGAAACAGAAAUGUCGCCUCCGCGUGACUCACUGCAGAGGAUCUGCUUGGUAAGAUAGCUUGAUGGAAUCGUUAAAAUAAUCAUAUCUCAACUGGUGUCGUGUUUAAAGGAGCAGCCUGGGUUGGAUUCGCGCCAAAAUAAUUCGUUUUUAGAGUUUUUGAACUUGAUAGAAGUCGGUUAGGGAAUUCGUCGAAAGUUUCUCUUUUUCAGAAAAUCAGAAAAUUAUGUUUUUGAAGUCAGAAACUUCUGGAAAGUCAUGAGCAAAUCGAAUAAAGGGGUUGUUAUAGUCUGUUCAGAUUUCAAAGGUCAAGUUCUCGCUGAAGCUCCGCCCCCUAAUGGCGCGAUAAACCAAUCAGAGAGCGAGCCAUUCACAGAGCGUUUUCGAAUGACGUCAUUCUAAUUGACAUUCAAAAUCUGAACAGACUAUAAAUCAACAAAAACUCUUUAAAUACUGUAGCUAAGACAUUUUUAAAACAGUCAAGCUCCCUUGAAAAAAAGGAAGCUUCUUUGUUCUUUUGCAUUUUAAAUUUAUCAAUACUCAGUCUUUAGAAUUUGUUGAAAGUUGAUGGCUUGAAGAAAAUUGGAAAACACGAAAAAAAAAGACUUUCCAGGAGCCUCUGGAAUUUUACGAAGCAAAAGUCGUCAAAUUUUGAAAAAAAGGGUUCAUUUUAGAGCUUGAAAUAAUUCUAAGAGGUAGUAUUAGAGCUUGGAAGAAACCCCCAAGCACCAACAAGUUUCAACUUUACCAAAACUCUCAUUUUCUUUCUCAGCAUGAUCAUCGCUAUGUGCUACGGCGGUGGAGACCCACCCACGGACCCGACUUGCGGCACCAACGAAGUCUACUCCCGGUGCACGAGCUCUUGUCUCGAGCCCAAAUGUACCCAGGAAGGCGGAGUACGAGAAAAUCCAUUGAUUAAUAGCUUCAUGAUUGGAUUUUGAAGCUGUGCCCACAAGUUUGCGAAGCCGGAUGCACCUGCGCCGAUGGAUACUACAGAGAUGCCGCCAACAAAUGCGUCCGACAGUCUCAAUGCCCGCCUGGUGAGAUUCUAGGACUGAGAGACUUUUCGAUAACUUUGAUAAAGCCUCAGGAAGUGGGCAGAAAAAAAAAUUAGAUCAGGCUGAUUUUCUUCAGUGAUCCGUUGAACCCUUAAGAGCUCCCUUGGACUUGAAAAAUUUCUAGAAGAACCGGAAAAGAAAUUUUUAUAAGAUUUGAACUUUGAAAAAAGACUUUUGAUCCAUGGUUGUACGAUAGAGCGCACUUGUUGAUUUUUUUCUGCUCAGUAGGGCUGCUUUUCACUUUUUUUGAAUGUUUCCACUUCAAUUGGGAGAAAAUCUCUAUUAUUUGUCCAUCAAACUUUAAAUUGCCAGAAAAAAAUGCUCAAUCUUUAAUCUUUGGAAUUGAACGAAAUGAUCUCCCCGGUAGUUCCGGAUAUUGAUGCUUUCAAGAAAUUUUUUUGCCUUUUUUUGAAAAUAUCCUCAAAAGAUACGAUUUUUCUUUUGAGCCGAUUUUAUGAAAGUUCGGCCCUUUUUUUCAACACUAUUUGAGUCCACCGUAUGAAGUCUAGAUCUUCAAAAAUAGUUAAAAAUCAACUCCAAUCAACAAAAUUACAGUUGAUCCGCCAACCUGCGCGAACUUCACCUGCGGCGACGGUUUCAAGUGCUACGACACUCAAUUCGGACCAGUUUGUGUGAAAAGUAGGGAACCAUGAAAGAUAUCGAUAAUGGACCAAAUCAUGCAGCCGACCCACCGGGAGAGGGAAACCUGACCUGCGACGACAUCAACUGCCCCGACGGCUGCGCCAUGAUCGACUUCUGCGACCCGACCGGCUCGUCCUGCGUCAAGUACCCGAGAUGUCUCCACAACGGCAACCGUCAGUUUUGUAGAGUUUUCAGGGAGAAAAUGGUGCAAGUCAAUACUUUUUCUUAUUGAACUCUUUCUGUCAGAAAAAAACUGUAGAGGACUGAUUUUCCUGCACCGUCAGCUCCACAGACUUUUUGAGGAAGGAAACUAGUCAAAAAUAGGCGAAAAAUAAAGCCAAUAAGAUAACAAGAAUUCAUAAGAUUUUUCAUUGAGAGGGCACAGAGAAACAUAAUUAGCGCUAGAGCGCACUUGGCCGACUUUCAACUUUCUGAAUUUAUUCCAUUUCUUUCUCUUUUCAGCUUGCAAGGAUGUUCAAUGCGCCGAGGGAAGCUCCUGUCAUCUGGUUCGACUUCCGUGCCGCAGAAGACCUUGGUAGGACAUUCCUUUAAGGAAAUUUUUGAUGAAAAUCGGCUGGAAUGUUCUUUGGGACCUUCUCGUUCGAGAUUGAGGCAAAAGUUUCGAGGAAAAGAUAAUUUCGAAAUUAUGACUUUAAAAACUUGCUUUGAACUUUGGAGUAUAGACUUGAGCAUACAUGGGCAGACUCUUUUCAAACCCCCCCCGCUCCUCUUUUGAAUUCUUACUAAAUCAAAGUCAACACAACCUCCUCGAGGUUGGAAAUCAAUUUUUAUCUUUCUUUGUCUGGAAUCUUUAAGUUCCGUAGUCCACUUCUCUCCCCUUUACUUGACCACGUACCUGAGAACAUUUUAGGAAUAUUUGUGAGGUUUUUCAUUCUUUUUCGAAGCCCGGAAAGUUCUACAAAGUCUCAGCCAAGUCCCAUACUGAGUUGGACAAAAGAUCGUUAGGAAUUAUCAGAAAAUUGACGUAAUCUUUUUCAGCCCCGUUGUGCCACAGUGCGUGACCGACGAAAAGCCACCAACUUGCGGACAAAACGAAGUCGUUUCCCAGUGCUUCACUCCGUGUACCGAGCAAAAAUGCAUCAAGAAGCGUGAUGUGAGUUUGAUGGAAUGUAUUUUCAGGCAGAUUUUCCAUUUUUUUGAGGAAAUUGUAAGAUAUUUAAGAUGAAGAAGGCGAAGAAUAAUAGAAAUAUGAGGGAAAUUCAAAAAAUUCAACUCCACUUUUAAGUUUUUCCACCUUAUUUCAUCCUUCGCGGCCCUGCUUUUCUAGGAUCACUUAAGGCAGUUGACGCCCCUAAAGGGGUCACUAGAAAUUCUCAAACAACAAAAAACGCUCCCGGCGUGCAUCACCGAGGCCCGAGCCCUCAAACCUUUUUUUGCUCAAGAAAAUGAAUAAUCGGGUAAAUUGAAGAUGUGCCCAUCGGUGUGCCAAGUCGGCUGCACCUGCGCCGUCGGAUUCUUCCGUAACCCAGAAGGAAAAUGCGUCAGCAAGGCCGAGUGCCCACCUCGUAAGAGAUCUUCGAAGAAGUUGCAACUUUCAUUGAUGGAUGUUCAGAGCCAAGCUGCGACACCGUCAAAUGCUCGGCCGGAUACGAGUGCAAGAUGGUCGGCGGAGCCCCGACCUGUGUCAAGAGUGAGUUGGGGGGGAAUAAAUUGGGAAAAGAGCUCUUUAACCUCUUUUUAAUAGUUUACCAUCCACCCGACCCUUAUCGUUCUACAAGUAGUUUUUGAUCGGGUGCAUUGGAAAAUGAGUUUUUCCGAAAUUCGAAAGCUUCCAAUCAGAAUCGUUCAGUCCCUGAGAAGGAAACCUGCGAGACGAAGAAAUGCAAAGAGGCCUGCGCCUACAUCAAAACCUGCAACGUGUUCUCCUUCUGCCAGUACCUGCCGACCUGUAUCCACACUAAGCGUGAGUUUUUGACCAAUCCCUCGAGAUUUUUCAGAAUUUUCCCUGAUUAAAUAAUCUCAUUUCCAGCACCGACCUGCAACAACAUCGAAUGCCCGAAAGGCUACACCUGCAAGAUCCAAAACGGAAAGCCGACCUGCGACGAAAGUUUGUCGAAAAUCGGGUAGCAUUCUUCCAAUCGUUCGGUUUGCAGCCUCAGUCGAGCCCCCGUGUAGAGAUCACAACUGCCCCGACGGAAAGAUCUGCGUCUCCAGAGGCUACGCUCCCAUCUGCGUUGGUACGGUUUUGGGAUUUCGAAAAAAGAAAGAAUAGAACAUUUUCUCAUGUUCCAUUUCAAAAAGCUACCUUUUUUGAUAAUUCUUCUAAACCCUAUUCUGAAAACAAAAAAGUCACUAGCAAGCAACCGAAAGAGCCUGAUUAGAAACGCCUGAAUCAAAAAAAGCUCAGAUCUUGUUUCAAAAUCAUUUUUUUGCCUUCAACUUCCAUCAGAAAGCUUUCAACCCUCUGGAAAGAAUUUUAAAGGCCACUUGAGAGUUUUGACCCUUUAGUGGUCACUUUAGUCUUCAAAAUUAGUGGCCAUUUAGAUGCUUGAAAUUUAUUGGUCUCAUUAGAGGUCUCAGUACUAAUAGACCGCUAAAAACUACUACAGUAGUCACUAAGAAACGAAAAUGGUUUGAGGUAAUUUCAGUGGCCAGUUUAGUGUCCUCUCCUUGAGGAACCUCUAUAGUGGCCACUAAAUUUUUCGAGCUUGCCAAAAAGUCAAAAAUGCAAUACUUUUCGAAGUAUGAUCCAAUCACUUUCGAUACUUUGAAAAAGAUGAAAAAUAAUGAAGAUAUUUUUUGAAAGAGUUGAAACUCCGAAAAAAUUGCUCUCAGAAGUACAGAAAAUUCGAUUUUAGUAGGAAAAUAUCUAGAGUUCAAAUCUAGCUAGUGAAAAAAUUGAUUUCGCUCGCUGAUUUUUCGUAGAUUCUCAUUCAAAAGUAACCUUUCACGAAAUCUCUGAUUCAGACCCGCCAACGGAUCCGUCCUGCGACGAUUUGAACUGCCCCAGCGGCCAGUGCGUCAUGAUCCCGCACUGUCGCAAAGGAAAGUGCCGCAAGAUGCCGACUUGUGUCAGAAAUCGUGAGUUUCAAGAAAAAAUAAGUCAUAUAAAAACGUAAUCGAUCCAUUCCAGCACCAACAUGCAAGCAAAUUUCCUGCCCGCCCGGCUACGAAUGCAAGAUCAUCGGAAAUUCGGCCACCUGUGUCUCUGGUAAGAGAAAAAUCAGAGAAGAGCCUCAAGAAAAAUGACGAUUUUGCAGUCCCGACCCCAGACCCGACCUGCGAAGAUAAGCACUGCAAGGAGGCCUGCGCCUACAUCAAGACUUGCUUCGCCAAGGGAGGAUGCCGAUUCCUGCCCACUUGUAUCCGCACCCCACGUAAGUUUCGAAAGAAACAUAGUUUAGAGAAAGGAACAGCUUUUCCUACUGUUGAGCAUAAUUCAUCUUAUGCGCCAGGCCUCCUUUUGUUUAGAGUCUGAGUUCUUUGGAGCUCCCAUCUUCUAAAGCGAGAUAGCACUGCUAAAUGAGAGAGUUCAGAGAAAAAAAGGCCUGCUCUCACUUUUUGAAUGAUCUCUAGUUUGAAAGCAAGGGAGGACUGGUAAACGAGAGUGUUUAGAGAAAAAAAAGCCCUCUCUCAUUGACUAAUCUCUAGUUAAAAAGCGAGAGAGCACUGGAAAACGAGAGCGCUCAGAGAAAAAAAAAAUAACGCCCGAUCUCUCAUCUCUUGAAUGAUCUCUAGUUCAAAACGCGAGAUAGCACUGCUAAAUGAGAGGGUUCAGAGAAAAAAGGCCUGCUCUCACUUUUUGAACGAUCUCUAACCUUCGAAAUUUCGAGAGUUUCUAGUCCUUUUCUUAGGACUCGUAAAGGAUUCCGAAGUUGUAUUUCUGCGAAAACGUUUAAAUCGAAAAAAAAAAAAUGGAUGAAUUCAGCAAAUUGCUCGACGAUCAAAUGCGAAGAAGGCUACGAAUGCCAAAUCGUCGACGGCAAGCCGAGAUGCGUCCAAGUCACCGUCCCCCCACUCUGCGAGACCAAACAGUGCGAAAACGGAACAUACUGUGUGGUCCGAGGAGGCGAGGCUGUCUGCGAUCCUGGUAUCCGAAAUGAAUAUGAAAAUGUAUAUAGUCCUGAUACAGAGAACCACGGACCAUCCUGCGACGAUUUGGACUGCCCCAGCGGACUCUGCGUCAAGAUCCCGCACUGCCGCGGAGACGUUUGCCACAACCUGCCGACCUGCAUCACGAAACGUGAGUUGUUUCGAAUGGAAGUUUUGAGCAGUAGGAAGCUUUCAAAAAGUUUUUAGUGGUUUAAAAGUACCAUCCUGAAACUACUCCGAGACAAAAUAACUUUCCAGCACCAAGCUGCGACGACAUCUCCUGCCCCGACGGCUACCAGUGCAAGAUCCAUGGAAAAUCGGCGACCUGCGAUCCGAGUAAUUUUCGAAAAUCCGACCGAUUUUCCUCAACUGGCAACAAUUUCCAGCCGAACCAGAACCGACUUGCGAGACCCUCAAAUGCCCCGGACAAUGCGCCUACAUCAGAACUUGCUUCACCCGUGGACGAUGCCGCUUCCUGCCGGUCUGCGUCCAUCAGCCAGGUAAUCGGAAUGGAUGGGUGCGGAGCGGCUCGCGUCGGGGUCAGAUGGGGAAACUGUCGAAUUUUCUUUCUACCAUAUCUUGUUUCAGAAUUCGAGGCGGUAGAUGGUUUUUUAGAAAAAAGAAAAGAGAAAAUUAUUUAGAAAUUUUAGAGCUAUUCAAAGAUUUCCUAUCUAGAGACUUUUAUUCGCACUACGGUAACGGAAACCAGAAAUUAUUCGCAACUCUAGGGGUCACUCAAGACAGUUAAAGCCCCUCAAGUGACCACUAGAAAACGCCCGAAACGACCGUGUUGCGUUACCGAUUUCCGAGUAGGUAUAACUUUCUUUCCACCAUAUCUUGUUUCAGAAUUUGAGACGUCAGAUGGUUUUUAAAAAGAAUUAGCAAUUUCAAAAUCUAGUCCAAGAUAUCCUAUAAAGAUAUUUCGAAAAAAGAAGUUUAUGAAAAAAUCAGGAAAAAAGUAUUUCCAUGAGACUGAGCUUGAUGCAGAAAGUUGCAAAAAGGUCUUCCAACUUUUCUGAUUCGAAACUUCAACGAUUUUGAACAGUUUGGACGUUUUUAGCAACGCUAGGGCUCCCUUAAGACAGUCGAAGCCCUAAAGUGGUCACUAGAAAUCCCCCGAAACGAACGUGUUGCGUUACCGAGCUCCGAUUAGGUGUGAGGUCCAAAAAAAUCAGAUUUUUAUCAAAAAUCGUCUCUUUUCCUACAAAAAGGUUUCUACUUCAGAGAAAAACUGCGACAAUGUCGACUGCGGUGACGGCUACAAAUGCGAAAUGGAGAAAGGAAAGCCGACUUGCGUCUCCAGUGAGCUUCCCAUUCAGUGGGAAAUUAUAUAAAUGAUGUUUUUCCAGUUACGGAGCCACCGUGUGCUGAUGGACAAACCUGUCCCCACGGAAUCUGCGUCGUCAGACACAAUCGCCCGGUUUGUAUCGUUGGUGAGUUUCGAAACGACUUCAAAUUGAAUUUGAAGCGUUUUAAGUUGAAAAGUCAUGGUCAUGGUUUAUCCGAAAAACGACGAUUUCUAAGAAAAUUCUUCCCUAGGUGUUUAAAGGAGCAUGGGGACAUUUUAGAAAGGUCUCGAAUGGAAAAGCGUGAUAUUUUCGAUCUUAGGAGACUUUUGGCAAACAGGAAAUGUCACAAAAUGGUGGCUUGGUUUGAAAACUACAAAAAGUCGGAACCUCUCAUUUUUGAACGCUGUUUCGCUAGUCUAUCAGUUUUGAGAUUGUAGAACGUCUAGAGCCUGAUAUAGAUUCAAAAAGAUAUUUUCAAGAUUUAAAAUUCCCUUAAACCGGUAAUAAUAGCCAUGAUGAGCAAGAACAAUAAAAAAACUCCCUUUUUUCCAGACCCGCCACCAACUCGGACCUGCGACGACCUGAACUGCCCCAGCGGUCAGUGUGUCAUGAUCCCGCAUUGCCGAAACGGAAAAUGCGUUCCGCAACCGACCUGCUACCACAAACGUUCGUAGAAUCGAGAAAACGGAGAAGAAAUGUGGAUUUUCAGCACUUCCAUGCAGCCAAGUCCGUUGCCCACCUGGACACGUCUGCAAGAGGGUCGAGGGAGUCCCGACCUGUGCUCCGAGUGAGUUUGAGAAGAUUUUGGGUGACAGUAGAUAGCAAAAACACUUUAUGAAUAAAAGUAAGAAAUUUUCCUUUUUGCGGCCUUUUUGCGCCAUUUCAUCGGCUCUUAUGCACCAGUUUUGCUGCCUCCCACAAUUUCUCGACCUCUUAAAAUCCCGCGAGAAAUGGAAGGCUCGAUAAAGGGACUCUUUUUGCUGCCUUUCUGCGGCCUUUUUUGAGCCUCACUCUUUUAGCGGACAUUAUCCACCAUUCCGACUUUGCCUGAGACUAGAAAGAAUGAUUAAAAUUGAAAAUAUUGCUUUAAAAAGUGUUGCUGCUCUUUUUCAUCAUUAAACUUUAAAGUCACUCCUCCGCCGAAGUCGUGCGACGAUCUCAAGUGCACCGAAGGCUGCGUUUACGUCCAGACGUGCUGCCCAUUCCGUGGAUGCCAAUACGUGCCGAAAUGCGUCAAGAAUCCGCGUUAGUUUCAUUUUUUUCGGAGGAAAUUUGAGCCUGAACUAAUUGAAAAUUCUGUCUGAAUCUCCAAAAAUCAGUUAUCUUUUUCUAUCUCUGACGGCUAUGACAUCAGACAUUAUCUCGGAAGUUCUCCCUAAGGAGGUUCUAAUAAGCUCCCUGAAGGACCCACUGGAUCUCAAAUUCCCUUUAGGGCCCACUUCAGCUUUUCCCAGUAUUUUUGGAAGAAAUCAGUUUUAAUAUGAUUUUUCCAUACAGCGCACAAGAUCUCUUAAGUAGAUUUUGUUGUUUUUAUUCGCGGAGAAGCCUCAGAAACGUUAAUAGUUUUUUAAUUUCUUCCUCUUUUAUCUUUAUUUGAUUUCCUGUAGCAGUCCUCGAAAUCCUCUAGAAGUUUCUAUUUCAGCACCAAACUGCGAGGCUGUCCAAUGCCAGCCUGGACACACUUGCAAGCUCAGAGACGGAAAGGCGACCUGCGAACCAGGUAGUUUUUUGCUCAUUCUCUUUCAAAUCUGAACGAGGAUCAAAAUUAAUGAAUUGUUUUUCCAGAAAUCACCUGCAAGGAAAAGAGAUGUCCACCAGGAACCGUUUGCCAGAUCAGAAGAAACAAGCCAGUUUGCAUCCGUUCGUUUUCAUUUUUUGAAGUAGAAGCCAUUGAAUCGACUAAAAUGAGGCAUAGUAUCACUCAGAAAAAUACAGGAUGAAAAGUUUCUCAUACUUUCAGAAAGUCUUACCUUCUCUAAAGCGAGAAGGCAAAUAUUCACGAUAGGAAGUAGUUCAUAUUUUUCGGAUUCUUCUAAAGAAAACUUCCAAGGAAAUCUUUUCCCAGGGCCACCAACCGAAGGCUGUAACGAUUUGGACUGCCCCAGCGGCCAGUGCAUCUACAUUCCUUACUGCGACGGCGACACCUGCGUCAACCGACCGGCUUGUGUCGUGAUCCGUGAGUUUCGAGAUCAGCUUUCGGGGUUUAGAAUCUUUUUUUGAAAAUUAGCUGACUUUCGAAGUUUUGUUCUCAGUUUGCUUUUUCUAACCUUUUUUUCAUAGACGACCAUAAGGAAAGUUUUUCUGUGAGAAAUUUGAGGAUUUCUGAAAAUUUGCUCGAAAUUCUUUGACUAGAAGAUCCCUCAUCGUUAUGUGUUCAUGAUUAGUUCCAAAAUAUGGGUUUUAGGACUAUAUCUUCGUUAAAUGCGAAAAUCAAAUGAUAAUUUGAAAAAAAUGUAGAGGUAUGAUGAAUCUUGAUCUAGAGCUUCAAAGAAUCUUGGAACGAAUUUUCAGAAAGUUCCAAACUUAUCACGGAAAUCACCUCCUUUGUUAGAGACGUUAUGUGAGAAAUCAUGAAAAAUACACCUCCCAAGAAUCUUUGGGCGAUAUUUCAGAUGAUCUCAAAUCAAAACUAAGAUGACCCUCUUGAGAAAAACGAAAUUGACUAACUGAUAAAAAUCAUUGACUUUUCAGCGGUGACCUGCGCCCAAAUCGAAUGCGGACCCGGACAACAGUGCAAGGUCAUCCGUGGAAAACCACGUUGUGUUGACAGUUAAUAUCAACCCGAAAAUCGGAAAUUAAAGCUCGGAAUUCAGUCGUUGAGCCGCCACCGACCUGCGAGGAGCUCAACUGCCCCAGCGGCUGCACUUACCUGGUCACCUGCUCGCCGAGCUUCGGAUGCCGUUAUGAAGCUCGCUGCAUCGUUGUUCCUCGUACGUUCUGAGUUGUGAGAAUGGGAAGUUCAAAGUGGCCCCUUGAGGGGCAACCCUAGGGGCUCUUAAAGUUUCCCUCAAGCUCUUCACCUCUAGAUGGCCACUGAAGCUUGCAAAAGUUAUCCUCAUGGCCCCUUUAGAAGACAUACUAGUCCAUUUUGUAUCAGGCGUAUCCAAGACAAUCUUUGAAGUCUCUCUUUUUCAGUAAAUCGGUGUUUUUUCAGCACUCAACUGCACAAACGCUCUCUGCCCCGAAGGCUACAAAUGCGUGAUGAAGGACGGUGACGUCACUUGCGAACCAAGUCCGUUGAGAUGUCACUUGAGUGAUAACGUUUUCAACUUUUCAGCAUCGCCCUGCGAUUCUCAGGAAUGCCCCGACGGACAAUUCUGCCGCGUGAAGAACGGCACCGCCAGUUGCACCAACCGUUCGUUUCUCAUUGUGGGUUUUUAUGAUAAAAAAGUUUUCAGCGCCAGAAACCUGCGACGAGAUCACUUGCCCCAACGGCCAAUGCGUCCCGAAACAGUAUUGCAGUAAUACAAAGGGUUGCAUCGUGAUCCCGACCUGCGUCGACAUCCGUCAGUCGAAUCUGAUGAAACUUGUUUGAAAAAUGGAUUUUCAGCGCUGACCUGCUCCGAAGUCACUUGCCCGACUGGAUACGAAUGCAGGGAGAUUGACGGCGUCGUCCGUUGUAUCCCAAGUUUGUCCCGGCCUUUUUUGUUGAGACUGGGAUUAGGAGAAAGUAGGGCGAAAAUCGGGAGAGCUGAGACUUUCUGACGUCUCCUAUGCCGCUGCUGAUCUCUAUUUACUGAAAAAAAUGAAUAUCAGAUUUUGAGCCUGACUGUGGCAGCGAGAAAGCAGUUACAUGAAGAGACACCAGAGAAAAAGAGUUUCUUUACUUCUCUGGGAUCUCUUCCAGUCGCCGCUGGACUCUACUUACUGAAAAAAAGAACAUCAGAUUAUGAGCCUGACUGUAUACCAGCGAGAGAGCAGUUAUAUGAAGAGACACCAGAGAAAAAGAGUUUCUCUACUUCUCUAGGAUCUCUUCCGGCAGCGCUUUGUCUAACUUAACCUUUGAAAAUUGAUGCGAAAGAGAUGAAAAUUCAACGAGAAAAAAAAACAGAAUAAUCCCAAGUAUUCAGUCCGACCACCUCCAUUGACCUGCGAGGACAUCGAAUGCCCAGAGAAAUGCGAAUACAGAAGAAGAUGCGACCGAUGGGGAAGAUGCCGCUACGAACCGACCUGCGUCGACACACCAAGUAGAAUAUCCACUUUAGGGACACCUCAAAGAGCUCUUUACAGCGCCAAACUGUGAUACGGUCAAGUGCGCCCCAGGCUACGAGUGCAAGAUCACCGAUGGAAAGCCAGGAUGUGUUCCAGGUAUAGUUUCGAAAAAUGGUAGUUCGGUAGUUUCAAAAUAGUAUGGUAAGUAGGAAAAACUGUGGUAGAGCUUUUCUUUCAGCUUCUUCCGCACUGAGAAAGUUCCUGAUUUCGGAAAACAACAGUUCCCUUACCGUACUCACGUCUCGCUAAAUUGCAGACUUUUAAUUUUCAAAAAUACAUGAUAUUAAUGAAAAAUCUCCACAAUAUGAUCUUAUAAGAACUAUGUAAAAUUCGAAAGCCUUUUUUUUGAAAAAUUGAAAUCUUACAGUGAAAGUCUGUGAGGACCUGCCUUGCCAGGAAGGCCAACACUGCGAAAUCGUGAAUGGCACCGCGACCUGCGUUACCGGUAAUAUCAAUGGAUUUGGAGUACAAAUCAAUAAUUCCUGGAUCUUUCUCAGAUCCGGAAGACCCUGACUGCGACGAUUUGGACUGUCCCAGCGGCCAGUGCGUCCUCAUCCCCUACUGCUACAGAAGACAGUGCCACCGAGUUCCGACCUGCGUCACUUAUCGUGAGUUUGAAUAAGGCGUACUGUAGGUCGGAGUUGUGCAUACACUGAACGCGGUUCUUUUUCUGAAGAAAAGAAAGGAAAAUAACUAGAAAAGGGAUGGCUGUAGAAAAAUCAAAAUUUCAAAAACUUUGAAAGUUUGCUCUACCGAACAAUUUCCCUUAUUAGCUAGACACGCCCAUUUCUAUUGCUUAUUCAGUCCGCUGGAGCGGGUUUCAAACUCGAAAGGCGUUUUGAAAGAACUAGAAGAAAAAUAUUCCCUUUUAGCACCAACCUGCGAUGACGUCACCUGCCCACCUGGAUCCGAGUGUCAGCUCAUCGACAAUUCGACUGUUUGCGUUGAAAGUUUGUUUUUCGAACUUCUUAAGAGGAUACUUGAAACUUCAAAACAGUUGUUUAGACUCCUAGAAAACUUAGAAGAUCCAUCAAGGGAAACCUUGAACUUGUUUUCCCUCGCGGGCUACGACACUUCAAUUUUCGAUCAAAUUGAAAAAUCCGAUUUCAGUCCCGACGCCUCCUUGCAAAGGCCACCCUUGUCCAUUCGGAACCGUUUGCCGAGUCCGAAAUGGCCAGCCUACUUGUGUCACAGGUAAGACUAUAAUCAGUCGAUAAUCCCAUAAAUUGCUCGAUUUUCAGUCGGCCCGCCACCUUGCCACCGUGUCAGAUGCCCACGUGGAUACAAAUGCAAACCGCGAGGAUAUUAUGGAGUUUGUGUUCCAGGUGAGGGAAAGAGAAUAAGAAUAACGUCUGGUACAGCUUUUCUUGAGCUUUGGUCAUUAUUAUCAUCAAUAUCAAACUUUCCAGACCCAGGACCACCAACCUGCGACAACGUCAGAUGCCCACCUGGAUACGUCUGCACUAUUGAGGACGGAAUCGCGAGCUGCGGUGAUCGUAAGUUUUGGAAAUAAUGAAAGAAAAGGAGAAGCUUGUAAGUCAUUUGCAGGUGUAAAAUAACGAUUUUAGGGAUAUUCAGUGACAAAUUAAAGAACAUGACCCUUUCGAAAUUCUUCCUUGAAAAGUCACAGUUAGAACUUUCUGGUCGCAUGUAGAAUGGCUCAAAGCGCAAUUUAUCUUUUUCUCCUCUUGAUUUUCUCAUAACCCCUUAUAGCUGAUUCACGGUUGGCUUGAGCCAUCGAAAAAAGGGUCCUGACACGAUAAGAAAAGAGAGUGCCUGAUUAUUGGAGAGCGCAGCCAGGCCACGCCCACUUAGCGUCCCAAGCUAGCCGUGGAUCAGCUAUACCUUCAUAGUAACCGCUCCAAAUAACCAUUUAUCAUGCUUUUUCGAAUCAACUGUACCUUUUUAUCUCAUUUUCCAGCAAUUGACUGCGAACACAAGCGCUGCCGACCAGGAUGGACUUGCUCCAUAAUCGACGGAAAGCCCGUGUGCUCUCCACCAGGUUUUAGUCCCCUAGAUGAAAAAUAAACGGGAAACGGGUUAAGUCGAUCCUUGCGACAACCACACUUGCCCUGACGACACCUUCUGCCGCAGAACCCCCAAAGGACCUUACUGCUUCCCGAGUAACUCUUAGAGAAGUCCGAUCAGAGGUGAAACUCCGUUUUCAGUCAUCGAACCGUGCACCAAAGCGACCUGUCCGGCCGGAUCCGUCUGCUUCGUCGACCAGGACGGCAAGCCGACCUGCCAGCAAAGUUUGAGCUUUUCCUCACAUUAGGAAUUUCCUGAAAACUGGAAGCUUCUUGAUGUAGAACAUUAGGGUCCUGAAAGCCCCCUCUUUUUUCCGAAAAAGGAAAUCAUAUCCGCUGAAAUAUUCUCAGACACUUUGAAGCCUUCUGAUUGCAGAACAAAGACAAAGUUUCUCGCAAGACAUCUUUUCUUGAUCAAUAACCCUUUGAAGCCCGUGGAACACAAAGAUCAUGAUAAUUAGCAUCAUAACUCGAAUAAGAAAUCUAUUGAACCUUCUUAUUUGGGCUCAGGGAUUUGAAUCUACCCAUUCAGCCGAGUUUCAUCAAAAGAUCACUUGAAGUGAAGCUCAUUCCUUCCCCGAUUCUCUUGUAAGGAAGGAUUUUCAGCCGGCGUGAACUGCACCGACUACUACUGCCCGACCAAAUGCGUCAUGCGACGUGGACAGCCCUUCUGUCUGCCUCGUAAGACUGACCUUAUCAUUCUUCCUCUGAUUGUUGAUUUCUCAGCUCCACCUGGCUGCGAAAAGAAAAACUGCCCACCAGGAACCGUCUGCCAAAUUGUUGAUGGAAAACCGAAAUGUGUCGCGAGUAAGGCUUUUCACUAUAGAACAGUAUUAGAGGCCUUUCAAACAAGUAGAAAAGCUCAAAAACCCUAGUUCAAGUAUUAUAGGGCCAAUCGUGAUAUCUGUAGGUCUUGGAAAACGGGCAAAGAGAUCUGAUUUCACUAUCAAAGGGUGUCUUUCCAAUGACUCAAACGUCGUAUUACAGACAGUAUCCUGAAAAGUCUAUUUAUGAUGUGAACUGGAAGAUUUCCUAGAUGCUAGAUAGAGACAUCGUUCUUUGAAUCCAGCCUGAGAAAAAAAAAACGAUCAAAUAUAGAGAGCACUCUGAUUUUUCAGCCUGCGAAAACAACAACUGCCGACCUGGAACGGUUUGCCAGAUCAUAGAUGGAAAACGUCGUUGCGUCACAGGUGAGCAUUUGACAAGCCUUGCCCCCUUCUUGAAGGAGAAGAAUUCGUAGCUUGUUGAGAAAUUGUUGCUCUAUUUUUCAAGCUUUUUUUGACACGAAACCCAUAAAACUGAACUUGUUAAGUUGAUCCUUGCUCCAACCACACCUGCCCCGACAACACCUUCUGCCGCAGAACUCCCCAAGGACCUUACUGCUUCCCGAGUAAUUUCCAGGAAGAAAAACUAAGUCAUAAGAAGAAUCUUCCAGACGUUGAUCCUUGCACCAGCGCCAGCUGCUCGGAUGGACAGAUUUGCAAAGUCGACACGACAACGACGGCAGAGGCUCGAAAAGUAUCAGCCAAGGCCGACGAACCCGCCAAGACGACUUGUGUUCCUCGUAAGGGUUCCCCCAAAAAAAGGAAAUCAAAAAAACUUCCAGCCACCGGAGAAAACUGCACGGACUACUACUGCCCGACCAAAUGCGUGGUCAGAAACCGAAAGGCUGUCUGCACACUUCGUAGGAGUCUUUUUUAUCAAGCCCUAAUUUAGUGAUGAUUUUCCAGCUCCCCCGGUUAACUGCAACGAUAAGAAGUGCAAAGCCGGAUCGACAUGCGCGAUCGUCAACAACAAGCCAACCUGUGUUCCAGGUGAGAUGAGUCACCUGAAGACAAUCUAGAAAAAUGGAUAUCGAUGAAUGAGACUUCAUUCCUGCAAAAAAUGAUUUGAUAGGAAAAUUCCAUGCUCAGUGAGUUACAUUUCAUCACAAGGAUAAUAUUUGAGAUGAAAAAAAAACCAUUAAGAUAGGCGAAGUCACUUAUCAAAGAAGGAUAAACCAAUAAUAAUACCGUUAAGUCGACGUUUGCACCAACUACACCUGCCCCGACGACACCUUCUGCCGCAGAACUUCACAAGGAGCUUACUGCUUCCCGAGUAAACCCCAGAAGACCCUCCGAACCAAAAAUCCCCUUUUAAGACAACCCAGCCCCAUGCAACAGCUCUACCUGUCCCGAGGGAACCAUCUGCGCCCUUGACCAGGAGGGUAACACCAUCUGCAGGCCAAGUCGGAGAUUUUCCCGAAAAGAAUCACCCAGGAAUCUUUUUCAGAGCCCGGAGAGAACUGCGACAAGUACUACUGCCCAACGGAAUGCUACAUCUACCGCGGAAGAGCUGUCUGCGAACUUCGUACGGACUUUUGAAUAUUCUCUCGAAAAUGCAUAGGAACAUAGAUCGGUAGUCUGAAAAAGAACUGGGAAGACGGUUUAAGGAAAAAAAAAACUAUCGUCAUUUAUCCAUGGGGCGAAUUUUUUCGAAAGAAAUAGAGACUUCAAAACUUCCUGAUUUGAGCGUGACAAUCAAUCUCACAAAUAAAAUAAACCAAGAAUCUCUUUUUUGAAUUCGAAAUGAAACUUUUGAAUGUUCAGCUCCUACCUGCGAUAAGUACCGAUGCAGACCUGGAACGGCUUGUGAAAUCGUGAAUGGAAAUCCAGUCUGCGUCCCGGGUAAGAGUUUCAAAAUGACGGGAAUAAUCAGAAAUCAAAUCAUAAUAAAAACACUCCUAUUGUUAUUUCAGUUGACCCCUGCGACAAGAAAAUCUGCCCAGGAAACACCUACUGCCGCAGAGUCCCUGGAGGAGCCUUCUGCUUCCCGAGUAACUAUCCCAUCAUUUGAUUCGAUCUAAAAGUCAUACUUUAGACCCUGAUCCAUGCACCGUUGAAACUUGCCCCGAGGGAAUUUGCACCGUCGACCAGGAGGGCAAGACAUUCUGCGUGCCAAGUUUGAAGCUCUCCCGAGAACCUUCUUAGAAAGGAUUUUCAGCCGGUCCUGCAGACAACUGCACUACCUACUACUGCCCGACCGAAUGCGUCAUCCGCAACGGAAGACCAGCCUGCCUUCCUCGUGAGUUUCUCGAUCUGAUGAGACUCGACAGACCUUAUUCGUUCUCAUAAUCUUCCCUCUUUCAUUUCUGACCGUUCAGCUCCCAACUGCGAACGCUACCAGUGCGGAGAAGGAACCGUUUGCACCAUUGUCAAUGGAAAGCCGACCUGUGUUAUCAGUUAGCAUAUUUCUAUCUCAAAUGAUCAGAAAUAACUGAGGUAUUGAUAAAAUGAUAAUCUUCAGCCUGCGACAACGUCCAUUGCCCAGCUGGAACCACUUGCGACACUGUGAACGGAAAUCCAGUCUGUGUCCCGGGUGAGAAUCUCAAAAUAAAAGUAGAAAUUCAAGUGACAGUGAAUACUUGAAAGAAAUGUAUGGAGAAUAAUAUUGGAAAAGUAUACUCUAGUCUGGAAACUGAGCAACGUCAAAAAUCAGAAAAUAUGCCAAGAAAAAAAAUUUUCGAGUAGAUCGUAUCAAACGUCUGUCUACCACAGGAAAAGUUCUGAAAUUUUCUAACUAACCCUAAAGAACGAUUUGUGAACCGUUUCAAAGUCCACUAGCUACACGAGGGAUAGUAAAUCGAACAUUAAAAAAACAGUCCUGCUCAGUUUAGAAGAAGAUCUUUUUGCUCUAAAUUCAAGUUUGCCUUGUUCAGUUGACCCAUGCAAGGACAAGCAAUGCCCAGACAACACCUACUGCCGCAGAGUCCGUGGAGGAGCCUUCUGCUUCCCGAGUAACUUUUGAUAACUCUAUUAGAUCCACAUUUUCGAUUUCAGCUGUUGAUCCGUGCACCAAGGAAACUUGUCCUGAUGGAAUUUGCAGCGUUGAGGAUGGAAACACCAAAUGCCAUCCAUGUGAGGGAUCAAUCGAGAAAAAAAACCAUCUAGAGAAAAGUUUCAGCCAUCGGAGAGAACUGCACCGACUACUACUGCCCGACCACAUGCGUCUUCCGAAACGGACAGGCGAAAUGCACACUUCGUGAGUCCUCAGAGCUGUGUAGAUGAAAUUCAAACACCUAUUUCUGAUCUCUUUCAAGCUUUUUAACGUUGAAACAAAUUUUCAGCUCCAAGCUGCGACCGCUACUCAUGCCCACCAGGAACCGUUUGCAACUUGGUCGACGGAAAGCCGACUUGCGUCAUCAGUGAGAUAUUUUUCAUCUUGACAAUCAUCGGAAAUAAUCGAGGCUUUCAUAAAAUGAUCAGACUGAAGAUGGAGAAAGACAUUCUAAGGAUUUACCUUUAAAAAAAUUCCAGUUCUUCUUGAGGCUCACAAGUUUCCUUCAACGAAAACUAAUCAGAAACCGUUAGGGUUCUGAGGUCGUAUUAAUGAUAAAUUACGCAUCGUUAGUACGAGGGGUCUACAGAAGAAAAUCGUUCUAGUCCCACUUUUAUCCAAAACUUCCAAGAAGCUAUAAACCCGACUCCUUAUUUCAAUCUUUCAGCGUGCGACAAUAGUAACUGCAAAGCUGGAACGACUUGCGAAAUCGUCGCCGGAGAACGGUAUUGCGUCCCAGGUGAGUCUUUUUCCAUAUCGAGAAGUUGUUGGAUAGUAACGAACUUGAACUGAUAAUCUGUGAGACUAGCAGUCUUUAAAAAUUGUAUUGUGUGUGGUAAAGGUGUACUGUAAUAUCUUUUGAGAAGCUUCGCAAAAGAAAGUCUUUCUGAGAGUUCUAGAGGCAUAUUUAUAUACUCAAAAAAUGGAAGUCAGAACUUUUAUCGAAGGUUCCUUGUACCAAGAAGCUUACAAGAACAGAUACAGGAUUUUUAGCUCAAAAUUCAAGUUUACUUUGUUCAGUUGACCCAUGCAAGGACAAGCAAUGCCCAGACAACACAUACUGCCGCAGAGUCCGUGGAGGAGCCUUCUGCUUCCCGAGUAAACUUUCGAUGGCUCUAUUGGAUCCACAUUAUCGAUUUCAGCUGUUGAACCGUGCACCAAGGAGACUUGUCCCGACGGAAUUUGCAUAGUCGAUGCUGAGAGCAAGACGAGCUGCGCGCCAAGUACAGAAUGAUCCAAAUUCUGCUUUACUCAGGAAAAUUUUCAGCCGGCGGAAAUAACUGCACAGACUACUACUGCCCGACCACAUGCAUCCUACGCAACGGAGAGCCGAAAUGCACCCUUCGUGAGUUUUAUUUUGAUCCAUAACAGUUUGACGGGUCUUAUCAAUUAUUUAAAAAUUUUGAAUCUUCAGCUCCAAGCUGCGACCGCUACCAAUGCGGACCAGGAACCGUUUGCAACUUGGUCGACGGAAAGCCGACCUGUGUUAUCAGUAAGAUCUUUUCCAUCUUGCCUAUCAUCAAAAAUAAUCCAAGCCUUGAUAAAACGAUAACUUCUAGCCUGCGACAACGUCCGUUGCCCAGCUGGAUCCACUUGCCAAACCGACAGCGGAAAUGCGGUCUGCGUCCCGAGUAAGAUCAUCAGAAUAAGGCUAACCUAUGAUCAGAAUAGUGGCUCACAGACGGAAAAUUGAUAUUUGAAUCUUAAAAACGCUUGUCAAAGAACAAAAAACCAUUAUAAAAAAAGCUGAUCGGUUGAAGUGUUUUAUCCGCUUCGGGUUUAUUGAAACUCGAAACCUUCAAAAAUCUAUCAAACAAGCUUCUUCUCCUCGACCUUGAAUUUUUCAAAACAUCCAGUUUCUUUCUCCUAUUUGGACUGGAUGCAGAUCCAAGAAACAUAACAACCCUUUGAGAAAAGGACAAUCGAUAGAAAUAUUCAAAGUUCUGAUAGGAAAAUUCAACAGAAAUGUGAUAGAUCAUGCAUGUUAUCUGUUAAGUUGACCCUUGCGUCAACAAGCAGUGCCCCGACAACACCUACUGCCGCAGAGUCCCGGGAGGAGCCUUCUGCUUCCAGAGUAACUUUUCGAUGAUUCGAUCGGAUCGAACGUUGAAAUUUCAGACCCCGACCCGUGCACCACGGAUACUUGUCCUGCCGGAAUUUGCAAAGUCGAUUCUGAUAACAAGACUUCCUGCGAGCCAAGUCGGACAUUUCUCUGAGAAAAUACAGAGGAAGAAUUUUCAGUCACACCUGGACAGAACUGCUCAGACUACUACUGCCCGACCAGAUGCAUCUUGCUCAACGGAAGCCCGACCUGCCUUCCUCGUGAGUUCUCGAAUGGGAAAGGGGAUCAAUUUUAUGAAAUCGAUCGGAAAUCGGAAAUAAUUCUCAAAACUUUUCACCUAGGCCUUUAGAAAAUGGACUAGUUCAAAGUGAAACAUAUUCUCAGAGCUGUAAAAUAUGAUUAGUAGCCCAGUAGAUGGGUUUAAAAAUACAUCAUACAUUUUACGAUUUAGAACUUUAGUUUUAUUUUCCAGAUUUCUGAAAUAUUUCCUUGAAAGAUUGGUUAUAACAGUACCAUAUUUUGAACUUGAAGAUUCUAAAUUAAUGGGUACAACUUUUCAAUUAUACAACGGGCUUCUUCUAAACCAGAUUAGGAAAAUCUGCUCAUUUUUUUGAUUAAGCCACCUUGCAAUCGAAAAAGAAUUGGAUUAACUGUAACCCUCUUAGUUUCCAAACGAACUUUUGGAUUUUCAGCUCCCAACUGCAACCGUUACAAUUGCGGACCAGGAACCGUUUGCAACAUGGUCAACGGAAAACCGACCUGUGUUCUGAGUGAGCAUAUUUCUAUCACAAAUAAUCAGGAAUAGGCCUUGAUAAAAUGAUAAUAUUCAGCCUGCGACAACGUCCGUUGCCCACCUGGAACCACUUGCGAAACUGUUGACGGAAAUCCAGUCUGUGUCCCGAGUAAGAUUCUCAAAAUAUUCCUGGAAGUAGUCGCAACGGAUGUACCCCUGUAUUUGAAUCUGUUUGAGUCUCAGCUGUUGUAAAAAGAGGAAAAAGGGUGCAAGAAGAAAUAGGUUCUAGCUGACUUAACCUGCACUCCAUUGGCUUUAUAUCUGACCCGCCAGUUCUACAGAUCCACUAUGAUCCAUCCAAGUCACAAAUUGGUCUAUGUGGCCCAGAUGUCUUCAUUUUGCAAGUCUGAGAUCCAGCUGCGUAUGCUUGAACGGUGCCGAAAGUUCUAGAAUAUGUGCUUAUAUGGGACACCCGUCUGUACCCCGUGCUAAUCCCAUCAGAAUGAGAAAACGUCAAAUUCUAAUCUUCCUGUUCAGUCGAACCAUGCAAGGACAAAGUGUGCCCAGACAACACCUACUGCCGCAGAGUCCCUGGAGGAGCCUUCUGCUUCCCGAGUAACUCUUGAUGGCUCUAUUAGAUCCACAUUUUCGAUUUCAGACCCCGACCCUUGCACCAAGGAUACUUGCCCUGGCGGAAUAUGCAAAGUCGAUGCUGAUAGCAAGACUUCCUGCGAGCCAAGUCGGAUAUUCCUCUGAGAAAGUACUCAAGAAGAAUUUUCAGUUACACCUGGACAGAACUGCUCCGACUACUACUGCCCGACCAAGUGCGUCGUCCGGAAAGGACAGCCGAAAUGCACUCGUCGUGAGUUUUCAGAUCUUCAUGAAUAACUUAUUCAAAGACCUCACAUUUCUGAUCCCUUUUAAGCUUUCUGAUUUGAGAAUCAUAAAAUCAAAGAUAUCUCAAUCUUCAGCUAUCACUUGCGACAACCUCCGAUGCAGAAGUGGAACCGUGUGCAAGAUCGUCGACGGAAAGCCGGCUUGUGUUCCAAGUAGGAAACUUGAUUCAUUUUCUAAUGAAAAUAGAAAAAAAUAAUUUUAUGAGAAGUUUAUAUUGCCACUCUUUUGAACUUGAAGAGAACUCAUUUCGAUUUUCCAGCCUGCGACAAUAACUCUUGCCGAGAAGGAACGACUUGCGAAAUUGUCAACGGAGAGCGGUAUUGCGUCCCAGGUGAGUCGUUUUCCUGAUCGAGAAGUUGUUUGAUAGUGAAAAGUUCUUAACUAAUAACCCACAAGGCUUUCAGUCUUUCAAAAUUGCAUAGAUUGUGCGGUAACAGUACACAAUUGUAUUUGAACAAUGAAAGGAACUUGAAAAACUUCUCAGACGGUUGUCUUCCAGAAGAAUAUCGAAGUUUUCAAACCAGUCAUUUUUUUCAGAACUUUGAAUAUUUAUCCCAGUUUUCUUGUACCAAGACGUUGUGAAAAAUAGAAGAUUUGUUAAGUUGACCCUUGCGCCAACAAGCAGUGCCCCGAAAACACCUACUGCCGCAGAGUCCGUGGAGGAUCUCACUGCUUCCCGAGUAACUUUUUGAUGGCUCGAUCGGAUCGAACCUUGAAAUUUCAGACCCUGACCCGUGCAACAGCACCGCGUGCCCUGGAGAAAUUUGCAAACUCGACGCCAACAACAAUCCGACCUGCACGCCAUGUAAAUAAUGAGUUGAGGGAACUACUCAGGAAAUUUUUCAGUCCCUGGAGAGAACUGCACGACCUACUACUGUCCGACGGGAUGCGUCAUCUUCAACGGCAUUCCAAACUGCGUUCUUCGUGAGUUUUUGACUACCACACGUUUGACCGAAUGAUUUCGUACUCACCUUCAUGAGCUUCAAAUUGGUGAUUAAUUUGGAAUUCUUCAGCUCCAAGCUGCGAUCGUUACCGAUGCGGACCAGGAACGGUUUGCAAAUUGAUCGAUGGAAAGCCGACUUGCGUCAUCAGUAAGAUCUUUCCCAUCUUGCCAAUCAUCAGAAAUAAUCCAAGCCUUGAUAAAAUGAUAAUCUUCAGCCUGCGACAACGUCCGUUGCCCAGCUAGAACCAGUUGUGAAACUGAGAACGGAAGUCCAAUUUGCGUCCCGAGUAAGACUUUCAGAGCUUCGAAUCAGAAUAACGAUUCUUAGACAAAAAGUUCUCAAAAAUCCACACAAAGAUGACUUAACUGUCAAAGUAUCUGGGCUCUAUAUGCGGUAGCAAAUCUGGAACUAGAAUUCUCCGGAAGCCCAGUACUUCUAAUAACUUUCACUCUCUGAAGAGCCAUGCAUAACAAGCGGUUGAUAAAACUUUGCCACAAGCGAAAUUUUGACUACAUUAGACGCUUUCAAUCGUAUUUUCAAGAUAUUUGAAACAAAACAUAGAAAUUUCUGUUCAGUCGAACCUUGCAAGGACAAGCAAUGCCCAGACAACACCUACUGCCGCAGAGUCCCUGGAGGAGCCUUCUGCUUCCCGAGUAACUUUUGAUCGCUCUAUGGGAUCGACAAUUUCGAUUUCAGACCCCGACCCGUGCACCAAGGAUACUUGCCCUGGCGGAAUCUGCAAAGUCGAUGCUGAGAACAAGACUUCCUGCGAGCCAAGUCGGAAAUCCCUCUGAGAAAAUACUCAAAAGAAAUUUUCAGUUACACCUGGAACGAACUGCACAGACUACUACUGCCCGACCACAUGCGUCGUCCGGAACGGACGGCCGAGAUGCACUCGUCGUGAGUUUCUAGACCCCAAAAUAUUUCGUAGAAGACUGUGUCUAUAAUCUUUGGAACUAACAACCUGUUUGCAUUUUUCGUAAUGACCUCUUCGGAUGAGGGAAAGAAAUAAGUUCCCAACAAAAAAAAAUUAGUCACGCCACAGUUUUGAGUUGAGAAUAUUCAAACAAAGAUAAAAAUCGCAAGGAUUUCUCAUGAAAUUUCUGAACCUUUCCAGCUCCAAGCUGCGACCGCCACCAAUGUCCACCAGGAACCGUUUGCACCAUUGUCGAUGGAAAGCCGACCUGUGUCGCGAGUAAGAAGCUUGAUACUUUGAUGUUAAGAAAAGAAAAUCAGGAUGCUAGAUAGAGACAUCGUUCUUUAAAUCCAGCCUGAGAAAAAAAAACGAUCGGAUAUAGAAAGCACUUUGAUUUUUCAGCCUGCGAGAACAACAACUGCCGACCUGGAACGGUUUGCCAGAUCAUAAACGGAGAACGAACUUGCGUCCCAGGUGAGUAUUUCUUCGAAGGAAAAUCCAAAGCAGAUCUCGACAUAAAAACUAUUGAUUUAUUGUUAAGUUGAUCCUUGCGCCAACCACGCCUGCCCCGACAACACCUUCUGCCGCAGAACACCUGGAGGACCUUAUUGCUUCCCGAGUAAUUUUCAGGAAGAAAAAAGUAGUCAUAAGAUGAAUCUUCCAGACGUUGAUCCUUGCACCAACACCAGCUGCACGGAUGGACAGAUUUGCAAGCUCGACGCUGAGAACAAGACGACUUGUGUUGCUCGUAAGAGGGUUGUCUUGAAACAGGAUAUCAGAAAGAUAUUCAGCCGGAGGAGAGAUCUGCACGGACUACUACUGCCCGACCAAAUGUCUCCCUGGAAAUGGACUCGCCGUCUGCACACUUCGUAAGAAAUAUUAUCAAACAAUUAUUUUUCUUUAUACGCCCAGACCGCUUGAGCGUCUGUUAGCCGAGGUUCUAUCCUGAUAUCAGUGAUAAAGCUCCAGGGAAAUAUCCGUCAAUGUGUGUGACGGUUGGGGGUUAUGAAGUCCUAGUUUCCCACUACUAACAUUUCUUAAACCCCUUGGUUGGGUCGACCUUGUGACCCUAUAUACCGUAGAUAGGCAUACAACCUGUUGCGGCAUAGAAAGUAGCUCUAGUGUGAACUUGAAAAAUUACCUUUGCCAAAAAAUCUUCAAAGCCUGCGAGUCCAAACUGGUGAUAUUCCAGCACCCCGACCAUCUUGCCGCAACUUCCCUUGCCCGCCUGGCUCGUGCUGCCGACUUCGCGACGGAAAGCCAACUUGCAUCACAAGUAGUUCAAGUCAAGAUUCUGGAGCUGAAAUCUCUUUUCAGGACCUAAAAACGACUGCAGCAUCUACAGAUGUCUACCUGGAACUGUUUGCGUUAUGAUCGAUGACAAGCCAGCCUGUGUCCCGAGUAAGAAUAUUUGUUUCAAAACGGAAACAUUAAGUCAACGAUUUUCAAGUCGACGUUUGCUCCAACCACACCUGUCCCGACAACACCUACUGCCGCAGAACACCAGAAGGACCUUACUGCUUCCCGAGUAACUUUCAGGAAGAAAAAAGUGAUUAUAAGAAGAAUCUUCCAGACGUUGAUCCUUGCACCAGCGCCAGCUGUUCGGAUGGACAGAUUUGCAAGCUCGACACGACAACGACGGCAGAGGCUCGAACAGUAUCAGCCAAGGCCGACGAACCCGCCAAGACGACUUGUGUUCCUCGUAAGGGUUCCCCUAAAAAAAGGAGAUCAAAAAGAGUUACAGCCGGCGGACAGAACUGCACGGACUACUACUGCCCGACCAGCUGUCUUCCUGGAAAUGGACUCGCUGUCUGCACACUUCGUAAGGAUUAUUAUCACAAAAUUGUAGUUUUUUUCUUCACUCGGGGAGGUUGUUCUAGUGGGGCUUCGCCAAAAUGUUUCGAAUUCCAGAGAGUUAAAUCGGAGAUAUUUCAGCACCGCGACCGUCUUGCCGCAACUUCCCUUGCCCGCCUGGCUCGUACUGCCGACUUCGCGACGGAAAGCCAACUUGCAUCACAAGUAGUUCAAGUCAAGAUUCUGGAGUUGAAAUCUCUUUCCAGGACCUAAAAACGACUGCAGCAUCUACAGAUGUCUACCUGGAACUGUUUGCGUUAUGAUCGAUGACAAGCCAGCCUGUGUCCCGAGUAAGAAUAUGUGUUUAUGAAACGGUAAAUUUUAAUCAAUAAUUUUCAAGUCGACGUUUGCUCCAACCACACCUGCCCCGACAACACCUACUGCCGCAGAACACCAGAAGGACCUUACUGCUUCCCGAGUAACUUUUAGGAAGGAAAGAGUGAUUUCAAAUUGAAUCUUCCAGACGUUGAUCCUUGCACCAGCACUAGCUGCACGGAUGGACAGAUUUGCAAGCUCGACGCGGAGAACAAGACGACUUGUGUUGCUCGUAAGGAUUAUCUUCAAAAGCAAAAUCAUAAAGAGUUACAGCCGGCGGACAAAACUGCACGGACUACUACUGCCCGACCAGCUGUCUUCCUGGAAAUGGACUCGCCGUCUGCACACUUCGUAAGGAUCAUUAUCGCAAAAUUAUAGUUUGUUCUAAAAGGUUCUUCUAGAGUGAAGUUUGGAAAUCUUCAUCUAAACCUCAAAGACAGUUUGAACAAAUUUAGAGGAAAUUUCAGUCUUCCCACUAAUUUCACCUCUCAGGAAUUGAACUUUCUAUUGUUCCAAUCAGUCUCAAAAGCUCCAUUCGAAUCAAAAGAUUCAAGAAGGCCCAGGCCAAAGUUUAACGAUUACUAAAAAAAUACACGAACGGAUCGAACUUCGAAGAUUUCCCUUCAAGUUUGGUGAUAUUUCAGCACCCCGACCGUCUUGUCGCAACUUCCCUUGCCCACCUGGCUCGCACUGCAGAAUUCGCGACGGAAAGCCAACUUGCAUCACAAGUAGUUCAAGUCAGGAUCCAUUAACUAAAGUCUCCUUUAAGGACCUCCAAUCGACUGCACCACCUACAAAUGCCUACCUGGAACUGUUUGCGUUAUGGUCGGUGACCAGCCAGUUUGCGUCCCGAGUAAGAACUUGUUUUUGAAGAGUCCAAGUUUCUAAUCUGAAGUCCUCUCCUGGUUAGUUGGAAAAAUUGAUCAACAAAAAGUAAUUAUGGGUUUUGAAAAGUGAUGAGAAGUUUCGAAGAAAAUGUAGAAGUUCUGGUUGAAAGUAUUAAAAGAUCAUAGGACAAAGUAUAAGGGUUUCAUAGCAACUUUGCAAAAAGUAGAGGUUCAAACGACCGGUGAAAGAUUAGAACAGCUCUGCCUCCAAAUAACUAAAAUUAAAGUCCGCUAGUCCCUCGAAAAUAAUUUCUUAAGUCGACGUUUGCGCCAACCACACGUGCCCAGACGGUUACUGCCGCAGAACUUUCUUCGGAGCUCGCUGCUUCCCUGGUAACUCCACCAAAAACGAACACAAAUCAACGUUUUGUUCAAAGAUUUCCCUGAACCUUGCAACAAGACCGCCUGCCCCGAGGGAACGAUCUGCACCUUGGACGCAGAAAACAAGACGAUCUGCGCGCCAAGUAUGGAAAGUCCCUAAGGAUCAGCUGAAGUAGAGUUUUCAGCCGGUGGACACAACUGCACGGACUACUUCUGUCCGACCAGAUGCACCUCCCUCAACAACGACGCCUACUGCGCUCCUCGUGAGUUUUGAGACAGGAAAAAAAGGAAAAGAUUGAUCGAACCGAAUAGAAAACGGAUCAAUAAAAAGAAGCUAAAAAUGCGAGAAAUAAUUUAAAAUCACUGUCUCCUUAAGUAAGAUAUAGCUAACAUCCAAAAGAAAAAAAAAAGAAAAUUAAACAACAAAUACUUGGUUUCAGCAAAAGGAAACCCAUGCGAUCGAGUCCGUUGCCCAGCUGGAACAGUUUGCUCCAUUGUGAACGAAAAACCAGUUUGCAUUCCAAUUGGUGGGCUUUUUCGACAAGAUAGUUGCAAAAAUUGAAGGCUUAAUUUUCUUGAAAAAUGAUCAAAUUGAUCUCGAUUUCGAAGUUAAAUGAAAAAAUAGUAGCUUUUUGGUAUUGACCCAUUCGAACCAUUUUAUACAUUUUCGAAGAAAUUCAUUAAAAAAAAAAGAAAAAAGACUCAAGAAAAAAGGAAAACUAUAUGCUCUCUCAUUGAGAGAACUCAGAAAAAAGGAGAAGGACGAUGGAGCGCACAAGUGCGACACUGAUAAAAAAAAACAAUUGCAAAAUAAAUUCUCGAAACUUGACGUUUGGUUUUUUUUUUUCGCCUUUUUAUUUUUGAGUUUCGGGUUCUGAGUGGUCGAAAAGCACCUCGAGAGGUUUAAAAAAUGUUUUGAAGUAAUCUGAAAGAAAAUUUUAUUGUUUGUAACCUUUUUUUUUGAGAACUUCUAUUAUUACUGUGCUGCAGAAAAACAAAUCAGUUUGAUAAUGAAAUCGUUCAGUCGACCCUUGCGACGGCUUCUCUUGCCCGAAUGGCACUGCUUGCCGCGUUGAUUCUGGACAACCUACUUGCACUCCGAGUAAGUUUUUGAGAAAAUAUCUAAUGUUUGACGUUUUUUUUAAAUGGAUUGUGUGAUAAGUAAGACUUUCCAACUGCUUCUAUUGUUUGUAACCUUUUUUGAAAACUUCUAACAUUUUCACUGUGCUGCAGAAAAACAAAUCAGUUUGAUAAUGAAAUCGUUCAGUCGACCCUUGCGACGGCUUCUCUUGCCCGAAUGGCACUGCUUGCCGCGUUAAUUCUGGACAACCUACUUGCACUCCGAGUAAGUUUUUUUGAGAAAAAUAUCUAAUGUUUGACGUUUUUUUAAAUGGAUUGUGUGAUAAGUAAGACUUUCCAACUGCUUCUAUUGUUUGUAACCUUUUUUUGAAAAACUUCUAACAUUUUCACUGUGCUGCAGAAAAACAAAUCAGUUUGAUAAUGAAAUCGUUCAGUCGACCCUUGCGACGGCUUCUCUUGCCCGAAUGGCACUGCUUGCCGCGUUAAUUCUGGACAACCUACUUGCACUCCGAGUAAGCUUUGGAGAGCAUUUUUAAUAUUUAACGUUUCUUUCCAUAAAGUUUGGAUAGAGUAAGAUUUUCUAGCCGGCAAAUGCUACUUUGGGAAUAUAUGAGAAAAGAUCAUUUUUAAUAACAAAAAUAUAUUUAAUAGUUGCAUGAUUUUUUGAAAAACUUUCAAAGAAGUUUUUUAAACGCCUUGAAAUUUCGCUUUCCUUUCACAGUGCAGAAAAGAAGGGUAAAAUCAGUUUGAUAAUGAAAUUGUUCAGUCGACCCUUGCGACGGUUUCCCUUGCCGAGAUGGCUUUGCUUGCCGCGUUGAUUCUGGAAUACCUUAUUGCGCUCCGAGUAAGUUUUGUAGAAAACGUUUAAUGAUCGACGUUUUUUUUAUGAUUUUUGAAUAUAGAGUAAGAUUUUCUAGCCGGCAACUGCUCCACCACCACUUGUCCAGAAGGACAGUUCUGCCGGGAGACGCCAGCUGGACCAAGAUGCUUCGAAAGUGCGUAGUUUGAAUUCUCCUGAGUUCUACAUUUUUGGGGUUUUCCCAAAAUCUCAUCGGGGAAAUACCAAAGUUAAUAUUUUUAAUAAGUAAAACUGUAUUCAUUGAAGGCCCAUCGCCUUGCAAACCGAACAGCUGUCCGAGCGGAACCGUCUGCAUCCUUCUGACCGACGACACAUUCAAAUGCAUGCCAAGUAAAAUAAAUCCUCAGAAAUUCAAAAAAAUGAAAUUUUUCAACAACUGCAGUUAAUGGAACGGACUGCAACUCGUACUGCUGCCCCAGAGGAUUCAAGUGCAAAAUGGUGAACGAUAAGCCGGUUUGCGAAGAAGGCCCCCCACAGCCUUGCGGAAAUACGACUUGCGAGCCUCCAAACCGCUGCAUUCGCAGGAACGGCGAAUCGCAAUGUGUGCCACGUAAGGAUAGGAUCUCGAUUCGGAAAUGAUAUUGUCUUGCCCAACAGUACAUUCAUAAUAAGGAUACGUUAAGAUUAUUCACCAUCUUGAAGCGGAGAAAAAAGCUUAAAAGAACCAAGGUACUAACCCUACAACUUGGAGUGUUCUCAUUUCUCUGCGCCCUCUUCUUCUCUCAGCAGUUCCCAAGACCUCGCAAGUGAGAGAAAAGAGGGCGCAGACAGGUCAAAGAAUUCAAUGUUGUGAGUAAAAAACUUUGAAGACUGUUCAAAGUUAGCGAUCAUUUUUCAGUAAUUCAGCAAAUUUUCUUCAUUUGAGCUCUAUAAUAUUCAACUGAAGAAGGAAAAAAACAUCAUCGGGAUAUCGCGGAUUUCAGCCACCGGCCCCGGAUCAUGCGAACAACUGAACUGCACCAGCGGCGAAUGCGCCUACGUGCUUGUCUGCAUCGGAGAAGCCUGUCACAUAGAGCCGAGAUGCGUCACUGGACCACGUGAGUCUAAAAAUAGAGAACAAGGAAUCGUUUCUCGAAGUUUAAUAAGAAAAUUCUUCAAACACGCAUAAAUAUACUUAAAAUGAUUCUUUCUGGAAAUUUUAUUCACCUCUACUUGGUAUCUUUAAUGAGUCUUGCUACAUUCAGAAAAGGUUAGCGAGAAAAAGAGGUUCAGGUGAUGAAUGGAGAGUUGAUGUUUAAGCUACAAAAUAUAAUUUUAAACUACGAUUCUGAAGCUAAUUUAAUGUUUAUAUGAUCAGCAAUGAGAACAACUAGUAUGAUGAGGAGGUAAUUAGUAAAUGAACCAAUAUCCAGAACGAUUUCGUGAAAUUUCCUCACAAGCAUCCCAAAACAAGCCGAAAAUGUUUAGCGCCGUCUUGCGACCUCGUCAAAUGCGAAGAUGGAUACGAGUGCGAGAACACCCGAAACGGCCCGAGAUGUGUCCCGAUCAACCCGUGCAGCACCAAGAAAUGCCCAGCCGGACAGGAGUGCAGAAUCAGACGAGGAAGACCCGUUUGUGUCCCAGGUUCAAACUUUGGUUCCCGAGUCUCUCGGAGAAAAAAGUGCAAAAGACAUUUUUUUGACUUAAUUGAUUACAGAUAGAGAAGGCCCGGUGACAUGCGACGAUAUCAACUGCCCGACUCGUUUCUGCGUCUACAUCCGCAGGUGCUUCGCCGGUGUCUGCAGACGUCGUCCGUACUGCCGUAUCGAUCGUGAGUUUGGAAUGCAUUCAUCAGAUUUGAAGCGAAACAUUUUGACCCAGCAAAGACCUUGACUUUGGUAGUUCUGAAAUUCGAGUUUCCAACAUGGAAGCUUUUCCAUUGUCUCUGCAAAAUUCAGAAUAACAGUUAGUGAGUGAGAAAGAUAACUAAACACUGGAGAGUCGGAGAUAGUUAUAGUCCGUUUUGAUUCUUAACGUCAACUAAUCGCUCAAGCUCCGCCCCUUAUGCGUAGAUCAGCCCUAUCUAAGAGAGGGGCGGAGUUUGCUGAUUAAAAUUCUAAUCUGAAAAAUUAAGUUCAUCUCAUCGACAGCCUCAAUAUCAUCCCUAAAUGAAUGAAUUAAGCUCCAACUUGCCGAAACAUCAACUGUGGAGAGGGCUACAAAUGCGAGAUGGUCAACGGCAAACCUCGAUGCAUUAGAAGUUAGAAGAAUGGACCCCGAAAGAAACACCGAAAAUGAGUUUCAGUCCGCGAGCCGACCUGCGACGAGCUGCAAUGCCCGAGCGGCCUCUGCGUCCGCGUCAUCGUCUGCUCUGGAAAGGGCCGAGACCGCGAAUGUCAGCACAGCCUGACCUGCGCCGACGUCAACAGUUCGUCUGCCUCCGUCCCGGCAAAUGCUCAAAUCUGACUGAUUCAGACGCGACCUGCGACGGCACCCCUCGCCUCGACUGUGGAUUCGGAUACGUCUGCAAGCAGAACGGCACCGAGGCCACUUGUGUCAAAGGUAGAAGGGACUGCUUAAGGGGAAAACCAUACGCGUAGAAAAAAGAGCCAGAUAUAGGUCCUUCAAAGAAAAAAUUUAAAAAGUUAAAACUAAAAUUUUUCCGAAGUCGAAGGAGAAGCUGAUAGAAAAAAAAGUAGAGACAGUAAGAUUUUUUGUUGAAAAAAGUUUUUGCAAACUCAUCAGUAUUGGGAAAAGGGGACAAUUUUUCGUACGGAAGCUCCAAGAAGGAAUUGUAACUGUUCGAAUCUAUCGUUGCCAGUGAAGAAAUAGUUCAUUUAACCCUACAAGUUUGGUCAAAUUCGCCAAGGUAAAUGCGCUCUGGCGAGAUUUUUUCGGAAAUGAUAGCUCCGAGUUUUCCUUCAUUCAAAGUUCAAAAACGAAUUUCUAGACCCGCUUUGCGAUGGUCAUGUCUGUCCGGAAGGAAAAGUCUGCGCCGUCUUCAAUGGUCGUCCAGUCUGCGUCACUGGUAUUGUCAGAAUGAAAGUACGAAAAAUAAUCGAUCUUUCCCUCAGUCCCACCACACGGAGGACCUGGAAACGGAACCUGCGACCAUUGCCCGAGAGGCCUUUGCGCCCGAAUCUACGUGAAUGUUAAUGGAGAACGGACCAGGGUCGUCAAGUGUAUCGAUGAGGGUCAGUUCUUCCUUUCGACCUCCAGAUUUCCGCCGAAAGAAUGUUUUUUUCGGCUCAAAAAAUAAUAUCCAGAAGCUUCAAUAGCUUUGAAAAGAAGAUCACAGAAUUAGAGUGUUUUAUACUGACUUCCAUUUUUCGAAAAAGUUUGCUCAUAUGAAAAGUUUUUUUGGAUUUUGUCAUAAAUAAUGGGUUCAAUAGCUUUUAAUGAAGAUUAUACCCGAAAUGUUGUAUUUUUUCAUUUAUUUAUUUUUUUCCCAAAAGAGGAAACCCAAAGAUUUUUAUACUACAUGUAGAUUUAUAUGAUGAAUACGAUUUUGAUAGAAAAAGAAGAGUUGAAAAGUGCUAUUUUAAGAUCCAAACUGCGAUACGAUCCAAUGUCCUCGCGGCUACGUUUGCAAGUCGAAAAAAACAAUACGGCCGAAUGUGUUAAAGGUAAGCUUCGAGAAGAGUAAAAAAAUGAAGUUGAAAAAGUUAAGCAAAUUAGAAAGCUUCUGAACAAGUCGGAAAAAAAUGAUUUGAAAAAGAAAAAAAUUUAGUUUUUCUUCAAAAAUUUGGUAAUGAAUUGUAUGGCUGAUUUCUGAAAACUUUUAGAAAAAAGUUCAUUGAUUUCUGAAUAUUCGGAAAAAUUCGUUGUCUCAAAAAGUGUAUAUAUUGGUACUGAAACGAAAGUUAUACAUACACUUUGCCACUGUCAAUAAUUAUUCAAUCGUCUUGACUUCCUCUUUCAGUAUUGAAAUUUCCUGGUGCAAAAAUUAUUCUUGAAAAAAAGCUGAUAAAAGGAAUAAUUCAUAAAAGUUCUUGUCGACCGCCUAGUCCAUUACAUACAUGACCAGAACAAGCAAUAAAUAUUGACUGAUUCUACAGAAGAAGUCCCGCCCCUUUGCCGAAACCACAGAUGCAAGCCCUACCAGAGAUGCAUCGUCAAGGAAGGCCGACCACGUUGUGUCGACUUUGGUAAGGGAAGAAAAUAGUCCAGAAAAGAAGAAAAGGUCACAAAAUGAUUUCGUAGGUUACAGUAACCCUGAAAUUUAUCGAUAUUUCGGAUACAUUUAGAGAAUGAGAGUUAUUUUGUCAGUGAAAAUUGAACGAAAAAAUUUUAAUUUCAAGACGCUGGAUUAACAAAACGUUACUAAGAAACUCAGCUAAUCACCAUUUAAAAAAAUGGCUCUCAAAAAUAACCAAGUUCACUUCCAGACGACCUCUGCCGACGUCACAGAUGCCCACCACGCCAACACUGCGUCGUCCGAAACGGAAGACCAGAAUGUGUCGGCGGAGGAGGACCUGGCGGACCAAAAGGUACGCAAAUCCUAGAAAAACUCGUGAUAACGCUCGAAUUUUACAGACCCAUGCGACGACUUCGAAUGCCGAAGAGGCCAGGAAUGCGUUGUGAGAGGAGGAGACGCCGUCUGCGUCGAUCCCAGUAAGAACCCAAAAAAAUAGCCGCCUGAUUAUCCAUGGAGCGAAUUUGCAGCCGGCCCAGGUUCUUGCCGCAACCACGAGUGCAAGCCCUACCAGAGGUGCGUCAUCAGGGACGGCCGACCGAGAUGCAUCGACGAUGGUGAGGGAGAUGAUUUUUUCGGAAUGGCUAUAGUCCUGAAUUCAUAAUCAUAUCUAGUAAAUUUGUAAGGAAAAAUGGUUCGACGUUUAGGAGAUAGACUGAGAUUUUUGAAGACUAGGGGAGUUGAAAAUCAGCUGAAGCAAGAUAGUUUGAAUAUUUUUCAAAAAGUCGUGUAAAUGCAAAAAAAAAUGGUGAGCUCUUUUCGGUUAAGAAAACUGAAAAACUUGACAAAAAUGGCUUUCUUUCGACUAUGAGUCAUCUCUAGUUGGAAGAUUGCUUGAAAAUUAAAAAGUGCCUCUAGUAAAAAAAAAACCCUGACCUUUAAAAAUUCGUGACAGAGUUCCUCCAGCUCAAAAAUUUACAAAUUUCAAAAAAAAGUUCACCUCUGAGAUCUUGGUGAUUUCCCAAACCUUCUCUCGAACAAAAAUGUUCCAGCAACCUUCAAAAAUAUCUCAGAAGCCAGAUAAUCAAGUAAAUACUUGCAGACGACCUGCCGCCCCUCUGCAGACAUCACAGAUGCCGACGAGGCGAACGAUGCGUCGUCCGUCGCGGCAGAGCCGACUGUGUCAAAGACGAUGAGGGUUCGGAUGAAGAUUGAUUUUCCAAAAAUCCUUCAAAGCUUCUCCAAUUGUCCAAAAACAUCCAUAUUCCCAUUGGCGAUAAAAUAUUUAGAUAUCUGAGAGUUCUUUUGUAGCAAUGAAAUAUUCGGAAAAAAGCUUUGAUUUAUCAGAUUGUUUUGAAAUUUCGGACCCUUUUGGAGUUUUUAGAAUUGAAAGAAAUUGGAAAUUUCGGACACCUUGGACCAGCUUUUAGAACUUCGGACAAUAUUGUUUUUGAAAAUACAGAAGAUUUUAAAAGUAACCUAGAUAACUUCUCUUCAAAAUCUCGAUUUCAGACCCAUGCCAACACCACGAAUGCCGAUCUGACCAACGAUGCGUCGUAAGGAAUGGAGCCGCCGUUUGCGUCGACCUCCGUAAGAAUGAUAAUAAAUAAACUCAUGAGAAACAUCUAAAUUUUCAGCCGAGAUUCCGUGUGGAAAGAACGAAACUCGUGUCGAAUGCUACUCGGCCUGCGUCGAGAAGAAAUGCGACUUCUCUGGCCAUAAGGUGGUUCAGUCAAAAAGAGUUUUCAAAAUUUGGACCAGUACUAUGGGCCUUCGAUGUAGACUCUCACGCAGAUUUUUAAACUCCUUCAGGAAUUUCCAAGGCCUUGGGAAAAGUUAUGAUUCUAAAUUCGACUUUCUAUGUCUAUUUUAGCAGGUAGAACCAGCUCCGGUUGUUAAAGUAGCAAAUUUUCGCUUAAAAAAUGAAUUUGAGCGAAGUUACGAUUUUUUCGUGACCAAUUUUGAAUAGUUGAUAAACCUGGUCAACAAAAAAAGGCUCAAAAAAAAGUUAAUUCGAGCAAAAUUAUGAUUUUUAAGAUUCUCACACGCUUAUAAGACUAUUUUUAGGGGCGAGCUUCCGGUUUUCUUUAAAUUUGAACAUUGAUAGUUUCUUCAAAUCAUAGAUUUGUUUUUGAGACCGAUUUCUGCUGAUUUUUUCGGAAAAGUGUUAGUGGUCAGAUAACACAUUUAUCUGUAUUGUUCAAGACAGAAUGGGUGAAAUCACGGUUAUUUUUUUGGUAUUCAUACAGAAUAUCAUGAAUCGGAUGAGACUUCUCUGUCCAGCGAAAUAUAACAAUAUGUAACUUCAGGUCGAGCAGCCGAAAUGCCCGAAGAACUGCGGCCCUGGCUGCGGCUGCAAGGAAGGAUACGUCCGGACCCACAAACGACAAUGCGUCCUCCCGGCUGACUGUCCCAAGCCACCAAACUGUGUUUAA